Messenger RNA from Porites lobata, 57961 nucleotides. The record is from the annotation of a GenBank genome assembly. NCBI's taxonomy places the organism in Eukaryota, Metazoa, Cnidaria, Anthozoa, Scleractinia, Poritidae.
UGACGGUUCCUUCUUCGUACCGAUCGAUCGGCUUGUUUGAUAGACCCAGGGCGGUCUAGAAAGUCUGGGAAUAACCACCGAAAGUCAGGCCCGCUAUAAUUCAACAUGAAAUUUAAUUUUUUAAAACUGUUAGCGCCGCUUCUGCUUUUCAGUUGGGGUGACUUUGGCGUUUUGGAGGCAAUGAAACUUGGGAAUUUUUAUCCUUUUGGGGAAAGCGAAGGUGAUAAAGUUGUUACCCCUAAUGACGACGGAAGCUCAGGAGAAGUUUCCAUAUCGUUCCCGUUUCCAUUCUUUGGUCAAGAACACGACUCACUGUUCGUAAGUAUUGAUUUGUUUCACGACUGCCUCAUUCGCUCUCAUAGUUCAAUUAUAAUGGGGAAAGUUUAUAAUAUUUGUUUUACAUUGUCAAUACUAAAAACUUUUAAGUUAUAUGAGAAACGCGCUCGGACUUCGUAAGCGACACCUGUAAUAUGAACUUUUCGUUGUUCAUCGGCGUUCAAUUUGUAAUGUUUGAUUUUCUCCAAACACGGUUUCGAGCGGAACGAAGACAUUGCAGAAAAUUAACUACUAGGCAAGGAGUGAUUUUCUGUUUCAAGGUAAAGCGUGUGGUAGAAAAUCAAAGUAAAACUUCAAUAAGAAGUACCGGGAUGUCACUUAACACAGGGAGAACGUUACGAUUAAAAACGGCAGAGAAUGGAAACGGACUUUGAGAAAGUCUAUGUAAUUCAAUGUACCCGUGAUUACGCGCAAGAAGAUCGCUCAUUUUCUGCGAUGUACGGAAAUCGACUAUUAGCUGAUGAGAAAACGGACGGCCUUAAACCUGCUUAUGACGGAACUAGUUAAUUGGCUCCUAACAUUACUGCUCCGACCAUAGAAGGUUGUUGCGAAAACGAAGAACGCAACCAUACAUUGCGGGCAGUCUCGUUACAUAAUAUAAAUUUAGACCUCCAGGGCCUCAGCCUCGGUGCAACUACAAAAUCGUUUAAAUAUGAUCCGGGCGAACAACAUACACAAACCGACAACCGCGACAACUCUACUCAAACGUUCCAGACGUGUUAUUUGAACCCAAGAGCCCUUGAUCCUUAAACUUCAAGAAUUUCUCGUAGGAUGGGCCCAAAGGGCCACUUUAAACUGCAAGUGUUUAAAGAAAUAGCAAUUUUUUAUAACAUAUUUAGUGAUAAUCACAUUAGAUAAGUACAUUUACAAUACUGCAAAAAAAACAGUUUAAUAAUAGACAUUAACAGAGCAUAAUUAAUUGAAAAUUAUUACAGGGCUAAAAGAAAUUAGAAAAAAGUACAACAGGGCAAUUAAAUAAUACUGAGUUAAGACAGUUCACUUAAAUAUUACGCCAGUAUCCACUUUCUUUUAAAGAAUUCUUAGUUGCUAUUUUUUUUUUCUGUUUCAUAUUUAGCGAUGAUCACCCUAAAUGUAUCAUGUUUGGAAGGAUUUGUUUGCUCCUACUGUGGACAUGUCCCAAAAAUAGAGUUUUCCAAUGAUUAUAAAAUAGUUCAGCAAUUGAAGUAAAGGGCAAGCAUUUUCCGUGAAAAUUCCAAAGAGCACAUUUUCUAAGCAGAGACGAAUUCGUCGAUUCGAAAUAAGGCACCUGAUUCAAGUUCAAUCCAAAACUGUUUAGAACGUGAGCAGUGAUAGAACAAAUGGGUUUGAUUCGGGUUGAUUGUCGCAGAAAGUACAUACAAUAAUAUUGGGCGGUUUAGCUUUUCCUCUGAUCAGAAGGGUGUAGUAAAAUUAUCCUUUGAUUUCCCUUUCUUAACAUAAAAAAUGUUGUCACCCACCACAUAUGUUGUUUAUAACACAGCUUUGAAUGUUGUUGUCACCCAAUGAAGGAAGUCUCCACCAAAGUUAAACUUUUUAAGACUCUCGAUGAGAAAUUCCCAUUCCACACUAUCAAAAGCUUUUUGAAAAUCUAUGAACAGCAAUAAACCAGGGAUGUUUUCCUUAGCUGUGAAAUCCAUAAUAACGAAAAUAGAACGUAUUGCUUCACUGUUAAAACGAUAUUUAACAUAACCGGUCUGAUUGUGUAGUGAAUGAUACUGGGUAACACCUUUUUAACCCUAGCUGCGAUCACCUUGGAGAUAUCGCAAUUUCUGCUGCUGCGUGCAAACCCGGACAUAAGUGGCGAAACUCUACCUCAUUACAUGCUUACUAGCCACCGCCUUGAAGUUGUGUGAGUUUGUGGUGCGCCAAAAAUACGUUUAUUGGCCCUUUUUUUUAUCAAGAGUUAGGCGCAGAUUUUAACUAUUUGGGUUUGAGAUUGAAAAUGAAUUUUAAUGUUAACGCGUGUAGCGGUACGCUAGUCCACUCGUUGCUUCCAGAAAGACUAGAACGAGAGUUGUAAACAUGAGUAACGGGCUAUAACACGCGGGGUACACCCAAGUGUAUAACGCUGGUUUCUAUGUUUCCGCCAUGUUACUCUUUCCGCUUUAAGGGUGCAUUUUUCCAAUCGACAAGUUAUUUGUCCCGCCAGUGGACAAUAAUUUUAUCCAUGCUUAAAAUAAAUUCAUAAGGCAAAAUUUCGCUGGCGCUACAUCAUUUUAAACGCUUAUCUCUCGGCUGUUUUUGGGCCGAUUAAGAUAAAAUUUUGCGGAGACAUUAAGGAGUAAUGGAAGUUUGGGAGAGUUGUUUUUUUUUUAAUGGUGGUUGCUUUUUAGGAAUUAAGGCAUGGAUCUUCUAUUUAAUUCUCAAAAACAGGGGGUGGUCUAAUUUCUUGAGCUUUCGAUGUAGCGAAAAAUAACUUAAAGACAAACUUCCUGGGUAUAAGUUUAAUAACUUUGAAUAAUGAUUGGAGUCACUAAUUGUCACGUGACCUAUUAAGGCUAUUUUUAGUACAAAAAUAUUUUUGGCAAUAUGGCACCAUUUUUAAUUUCUUUCUGGAAGCUGCAGUUAUCGUCAUAGUUAUGAGACUAGUGGGUACAUCAUUUCUGUGUCCGGGCCUUUUAACUUAAUAUUUUAGACAGCACCGAAAUUCAAAAAUCAUUUGAUAAGGGGACUGGGUACUAGAGCGAAAUUCCAUUUAUUUGCACACUUGCAGUAAAUUAUUCAACAAAGCCCGGGCACAGAUGUCUAGUCGUUCAUCUACGGACAUGUUUGGUUGCAAUUUCUUUGAUUGACUGCUAUUAUAAAAUGGUGCCAUUUCUAAUUUAAGUUUUUCUCGCGCAAAAUGCCGUUAAAGGUCACGUGACUUAAUUUACAUAUUUUUUUACCUUGAAAAACACCCAUGCCUUGAUUUCCUUGCGCAAAUGAGAAUGCUUUAAGCCGCAGUAGCGCCAAAUUGGCAAAACGUGAUUUUUGUGUCCAAGUUUGAGGAUGGAAAUAGGAGACAGCACUCUGUGUUUUAUCAAUAAAUGAUCGGUCAAAACCUCAAGUUUCUGUCAUCCCUGAAAUUACUGAAUGCCCGAUAACCUUUUUUGGAAAAGCGCUCUUUUGCGGGAAUUCCAUUUCUGUCACGACACACUACACACUACCAAGUUAACCUUUCUGAAGUGCCAGCUUAUUGUGAAGUUCUGUAUCUGCGCUGAAUUCUUAGGGCCUGUUUACAUGGAGUGGGGGACCCCGGUCUAGUGGGGUUGCUUUCUUUUGUUGUCACGCUCUGGGGGACACAAAACAAUAGAAAGUUACCCCACUAGACCGGGGUCCCCCACUCCAUGUAAACAGGGUCUUAGACACAAAAUCAUCGGAAAACGAUUUACUAAAAUUCAGACUUGGCACCGAGGCUUGGGGGAAUAAAACAAAAGAAAUCAUCUUAGCUCAGCAAUGAAUAAUACAUUUCUUUUGUUUUACUCCCCCAAGCAUCGGUUUGAAUUCUAAUAUGUCAAAAUUGGUCUAUUCCGCGCAUUCCACGCUUCAGUUUUGAGAUCAGAAAGAACAAUGGGUUGAAAACAACAGGUGUUUUUAAAAAUACAAUUGAGGAUAUUGUACUUUUUAGGAGAAGAGUUUUGCUCAUUUUUAUUUCUUUAAAAAUCACUGAAAACAAGGACUAUUACCUUUUAGAGCCCUUUUGUUGCUUUUGAAUAAAUAUUAUUCGCAGUCUUCGUGCCACAAGGCACCAUCGUGCGCGUGAACCGUCUUUAAAUCCCGCGCCCAUGUUUUAUCCAGUUAUGAAUAUCUCAUAUACUUGUCGAUGUCAGUCAUUGCACUUCGUGCAUAUGCUUUAAAAAAGUGCAUAACAAUGAGCCUAAGGUGUCCUCCUGCGACCUUCUGGAGUGAAAUAACAGGCCUCGGGGUGUCGGAGCUUCAUUUUAUGACAACAGGGCGAUUACUCUAGCAGAGUAAUUUAACUGACUCGUAUUGGAGAUGGAGACCCAGGCUCUCUGUUUGGGGAAAGGGUGAAAAAAAAAAAAAACGAUUUUUUUCACCCUUCCCCAAACAGAGAGCCUGUUCACAUGCUAAAAGCAUCUUGGUCAUAAAUCGAAAAAUCAAGCAACCACUAAAGAUGAAACGUUUUCGCUCUAGACGUAUAACUAGUAGUAACCAAAGGUUACGGAGUGCGAGCAACAGCAAUCGAAGGUCAAAACGCUUUUGCUACAACGCUGUGCUUUGGGUAAGUUUCACGUGAAAGAUGGUCAAAACACGCGUGAUCAAAUUUCGUUAUGUGCAUUCCAUUCGUUCUUAGUGGAAGUCCAAACGAACGCUGUCUACAUACAUGCAACGCAUGCGCAAAAACAACCUGGAGAUUAGGGUUGCCGGCUCCUCUUGACGCCCGCAACUAGAUGUGCAAGGUGUAAAAUGAAUUUUGUUCAAGUGGAACACCAUUUCACACAGCUAUUUAGGAAAAAAAAAGACAUGGUGUACAAAAUAUUUCCAAAGAGGAAUGGUCAGUAAAUUCCCCAUACAUAAAUCUCAAAGAGUUUCUUUGGAGCGUAGGAGAGCAUGUUUUAGCCUCAAACUAGACUCAGCGUGAGUCAUCAUCUUGCCUGUUAACUGAAACUUUCAACCUUGUUCCCAGGGUUCUCUCCUACCAAGAGAGAGACAAGUAGGAGGGAGAACCUGGGAACGAGGUUGGGAAAACGUUUAGGAAACACUGUUUCCUGAAAAUACUAUCUUUGUCUGCUAAGUGAAGUUUCUCAUUUUUAGAUCAACACCAAUGGAGUGAUUUCAUUUCUGACCAACGUUUACCAGUAUACACCAGAUAGGUUUCCUCUCGGCGAUAGGCGUCGACUGGUGGCACCAUUCUGGGCUGAUGUAGAUGCUAGAGUAGCCGGAGAGGUAUUCUACCGCGAGACUUGGGAUCCAAGCCUUCUCAAGAGAGCAACUUCUGAUGUUACAACCAUUUAUGUGAGAUGCAAAUCGUUUAGAGCUGCGUGGUUGUUAAUUGCAACCUGGUAUGAAGUGGCUUUUUAUGGCGCUAGAGGGAAUUACAGUAGCAAGGUAUUGUUAUUGAGAAAUCAACUACAGUAAUAAAAAUUAUAUGAAGAAUCGCAUAAUUGAGUAAAAUCUCCCAUUCUGAUUGGUUAAGGAAGAGAGGUAUUUAGUGUGGAAUUGCGAGUUGAAAACGAGGCUAAGUGAUAUUGUUUCGCAUCUACAUACGUACUAACAACCAUCGUCAAAUUCUAACACAACAACUACAAAAAAAGGUUUUCUACAAUGUCAUUUUAAAAUGUUUUCAAAACCAUUGUCACCUUUUGAAGAGUUAAAAACAAACAAAAGCGUUUUUUAAAGUGAGGCGGAGGUUCUUCCUUGUUUUGAACUGAACUACAAAUUCUCGGAGAGGCAUUAAAAACCUCUUUCGCUCGCGACAACGAGAAAACAAGAAAAUCGUGUGAACACGGCCCAGAAAAUGGCAAGCCAAGUUCAACCACACAAAACAGAGAAGCGACAACGGAGGAAGUACCAGGGUCGAAAACACAGCCGAAAACACGAAAAAGAGUACGCCGCUUGCAAUCGUCCUGAAUCGUGGUACCUAGAAAAGUCCAAAACAGAGCUGAACUUGAGUAGCAUUUCUAAAACAUUUCAAGGUACUUACCUUAUAUCAAUCGCGACGUUAAACUUUCAGUGCUUUCGCUUGGACACUUCAGUUCUUUCAGUUUUGCCGCCGAAGAGGUAAAAGGUGUAUAUUCCUUCGCUAACAAAUGACCAAUUUGAAAAAAAGAUGUUAUAGAUAAACGGCUUGUAAAUUCAGUGAAAUACCUCUAUUUUCCCUUACGAUUAGUGUGAAGCUUGUUUACCAGUAAAAAAGUUUGAAAGCAAAUGUAAAAACAAGCACAAGUACAAAAAAAGCUGUCGAAGGUUCAAACGUGUACGACUGACGUUGCCUCCUAUUCGCUAACGCAGUGACAGUUCUAACAGUUGACUUUGAAAUGGCUUUCUGGAGCGCGCGCUCAGGAUUAAAACAAACAAUAUUAUCGCUGUUUUCUUUUUAUUCUGAUUUUUAUUCAAUUAUGCGAUUCAAGGAAAACCAUUACCUGACUCGUGAAUUCCACGUUAAAUUGCACUUGAAAACCGAUAUCACAGUCAUUGCUUCGAGAUUCGUGCGAUAUCGGUUUUCGCGUGCAAUUUAACGUGGAAUUCACGAGUCACGUAAUGAAUUUUCCUAUAAAAUCAUCUUUUUGUGAGGCACAGAAGCAAGUUGGAAUGAAAUUGUGCACGUAAAAACAGUAAUAAUAAUAAUAAUAAUAAUAAUUAUAAUCAUCAUCAUCAUCAUCCUAAUUCAAUCGAUAAAAUACAUUUCGAAAGUUACCAAAGUCAUAAAAAAAAGUUAAAUUAAAAAUUACAUUUAAAGUAAUGUCAUAUUUAUAAAUUAGCAUAGCCUAGCUCGGUUUUAACUUAAGGUCAGGUUGAAAUGUCUUUCUUGGAAGCCUUUGAUAAGAGCCCCUUACAUUCGGUAAGAUAGAAUAUAACGGAUGGUGUUUUUCCUUGCUAAUUUUAUCGCAGAGCUUUCUGUCAGAUUGUUUCAAAAGAUCAUAAAUACUUAAUUUUUCGGAGUUGUAAUCCAUAACAACAAGAUAAGCCUUGCUAGCACCAUAACUCGAGAGUCCAUAGGUCAAUUUAGAGAGCACAUAGCCCUCUCUACUUAAUCCCCUUAAUACAAACAAGCAUUUGUUAGCCUCGCUUAAUUUAGCCUGUUCCAGGCUCUCAGAUAGUGGGGAAAGCGCCAAAGAGUGGGGAACACGCGAAAGUGUAGGGCGCGCGAAAAUGGGGGCUUUCUCACGCGGGCCCGACUAUCUCGGAGCCUGGAAAGGCUACGUAUAAUUUGGCCUUAACUUGUUCGACAUUACGGACAGUUUGCUUUGUCCCUGGGGAAAAAAGCCCUUACACGCUGUAUAUUUUCUCUAAAUAUAACCCGCUAAAUAAGGACACCCCGUUCACACGGACACUUUUUAUGGCGCCCUCAGGGUCCGUAUUAACAGGGUUUGACUGUAUGUUCAUAGUAAGAGUGCUGCUAUUAACUUGCGUUAUUUUACCUUCUUCCUGGCUCCUACAUUCCAGAGAAACACGUUCCAAGCAGUACUUGUUACAAACGGUAGAAAUUCGUUUGUCAUCUUCAAUUAUGAUAAGCUAACAUGGACUACUGGUACGGCUAGCUCAGGAAACAGCGCAGGGCUUGGUGGCACACCUGCACAGGUAUGCCUCAAAAGUGAAUUUAUUUGAAAUAGUUUUUUAGUGCUAAGUUAAAACCGUUCAGUGUUUUUGUUCCCGUAAGCCUGCCCUUUUAUGAAAAAUCAAACGAAUUGAACCCGAACCGAAAAGAAGAGCCCCAGCAUUGUCACUUCAUGGUCGGGAUGUUCAAAUCUGGGUUAAGCUAACCCAGGGUUUGUGCGAAAUUUGAACUCAGAUCAGGGCCGUAAGCUAAACCAGGGUUUUUUUUUUCUAACAUAGUGUCUGAUUUUGCUGGGCUGUUUCUUGUAGCUAUAUUGGUCCGAAAUCUCACGAAAACCGAGUUUGCCCCCGCAGACAAAAAAUCCUAGGUACGGCCCUGCAGAUAUAAGAGCUUAAACAGCAAAUUCAAUUUAAUUCUCUUUGCAAUUUGAUGACUGGGAACUCUAAAAAUAAUAGAAAAAAAAUUAUCUGAGAGAGUGCUUUUGAUAAUAAGAAAAAGAAACCCGGGUUAAAAUUUAACCCUGGGGUAGCGCUAACCGGCGUUCGAACAAUUGGGCUCCUAUCUUUACAAAAACACAUUUAAGCUUCCAUAUAUUUAAUCUAUCUAUCAUGCGAUUUUUCAAUUCCUGCCGAAAAGAAAAAUAAUAAUAUUAAGACUAUAACAACAACAACAACAACAACAACAACAACAAAAGACGUGGGUGCUAAACCAUUUCCCGCCAAAAGAGUGGCAUGCGACUAAAGGUUAAAGUCGUGUUCCAUUUACUCUCCAACUGGAUUUUCCGGGAAACGUUUAGUAGAUGGUAAACAACCUGUAAUUCCGGUGAGGUUUAAAUAAAAGAAGUCCUAGUUUGCACAAGAAAGCAAAAACCCGAAGGAUUCAGUAGCCUCGCAGCUCUUUACUGCGCUUUUCACAAAGUUCAAAAGUUGCCUUCACAACUGCAUUUUUCGCUCCCGUCAAUCAUAAUUACGAUCACAAGCAACGAGCCUUGAAACACAGAAACACACUAAGCGGAUCGAAAUCCACCAAUCACAAACCAUGACCUUUUGAACCCGUUAAAGUAAAGUGUUGUUUCCUAAGAGGUCUGUUAAGAUGAUUGACGGCAGCGAAAAAUGCAAUCGUCAGUUGGCUUUUAAACUUCAGAAUUCGCAUGUUUGUGAAAAGCGCAGUAAACCUCUUUUACUGAUUUAAUUAGACCUCUUGGCUAAAGGCUGCGCCUCGAGCAACGUAUCUUUUCAUUUGAUCGCUGACUCAUUAACCAAUAAUUAAGUGACACUUUCUAUACGAUUGUUGUAGGUGUGUGUUGUAGAGACGGAGGAGGGCCACACGUACAAAUACGUAUUCUUUAAAGUAGCGUAAAUAAAUUGCAACAUACAUACGUGUAUAUUUAACAAUUAUUCCUCGAGCCCGAAUGGGCUCUGAGUCAAUAGCCCAUGAGGCCUAAGGCCGAAUGGGCUAUUGGCUCAGAGCCCAACUAGUUGGUCAAAAAUAUCGAGAAUAAAAAACUUUUAGUUAGUUAAAACUAGACUUUAAUCCUUUUUUGCCGCCAAAAUGCCCGGGCUUUUCGCUACUAGUGGACUAUAACAUAUAACCUAGUAGUAGCUCAACCAAUCAGAACGCAGCAUUGAUAAUAGACCACGAGUUGGAUUUUACUAAUAAUAUGUAUUAACGCAUGUGCGCCCUUCUAGCUUUGAAACUCCACUUGAGUACGAGCGAUGACCUUCUUAAGAUUAUUUUAAUUACCAAAUAAGAAAUACUCCUUCUUAUGCAAGGCAGAAACAAGUAAAAAAUGAACGGUAUACUCAUGAUUCAACUGUGUCUCGGCAGGCUGGAUUUAAUGGCGGAGACGGACUGCGAUAUUUCAAUAUCCCGGGAUCUGGCACACAGCAAGUGCUUGACCUGUCUCGUCAAUCCAAUGUUGGGAAUCCUGGACGAUGGUUAUAUCGUAUAGACAGCAGGGCUGGUGAUUGCGAUCAUAAUGGUAGGAGGUUUUCCUGAGAGUUACCUAAGGUUUCAUUCAUUAUGUAUAGCACAGAGAGCGGGGAAAAGGAUUUUGGAAGAAAUAAGAGGGAUGCUCUCUGAAGGCAGGAAAGAGGGAUUAAUUGAUAAUAAAAGUAUUUCUAAGUUCAGGUAAUUAAUUAUUGAAAACUUAAUACGAAAAAAAUGUCCUAAAAAAUCAAUUUCCAUUACCUUGUGAACUUACCAGCUAAUUCUACAUCGUCAUUACUAACCUUAAACCUUUACUGGCUCCUACCAUUAGGGGUGUUUUUUUCCCAGCCAUGCCCUGACCAAAAGCGCGUGUUUCUCCCCUUACGCCCUUUGAAACUAUUGCUGUUUUACCUUUUCGUAAUCCAUCAGGCCUUUCUGUGUUGCCUCGAAUGGUCAUACGCCAGGGAGCAAAGUUAAAUGAAAAAAAAAAGUAUUCCGGGAAAAAUUUUUCGAAACUUUGGUUGUACCUCGCGAGGUUGUCCUCUUUUUUGGACAUUUUGGAAAAUGCUGUUAAAGGGAGGGAAAAAUUUUCCUCUGUAGACGGAAAUCCCAGUUUAAUAAAGACACACUUUAUCUGAAACCGUAUACGCUAUGUUAUAGCGGAGCUCCACAGCUAAGAAAAUUUGUUUAACUAUCCAUCCGAGAAAUUUUGGUAGCGUCGUGCGAGGCAUUUGUGCAACCCGCGUUUUCUUGGCGGGAAAUCGCGCAAGAAAUGACGAGACAUUGUCAUCGCGUUCAAAAACUUGUUUACCCGUUGGAAACUUGUAUUUAACUAUUUCAUAUCAUAAGAAAGCAUAGGGAUUUUGUGACCGUAGUGCUCAGUUUCUAGUAAUCUGUUUCGAAAAUAUUGUUAUGGCAACAAACAAAAGCGGAAUUCAACCUAGCAAGGGUGAAGAGAAAGAAGAGAAAGGCAGGGAGCAAGAAUUAACAGGCGAAGAGCUAGCGAAGAGGAUUCAUGUAGAAAAUUUAUGCAGCAUCCAAGACUUACUGAUAGCUGAAGCUGACAGAGUUUUGUGUUAUCUUGAGAUGUUUUAACCAUGUUUUUGUACUGGAACUACAAAAUGAAAUACGGCUGCUAUUAACAUUCUAUUGUUAUUCUUGGCUGGCUUUUUUGUUGGGUUGUGGUUGAAAAAUGCGCCGCUCGCCAACAAAAUGAAAUCGGAAAUCAUCGUUUUCAAAAAUAAGCUUAGUAAGCUUACUUCGCCUUGCUGGAUGCGAAAAGUCUUAAGCGAUUCUGGCCUUACUUAAUGGGGUUUCCGAGCUGCAUCUCGACCGGUAAGCUUGAGUAAUUAAGCUUAUAUUGCAUUUGAUGUUUUUUUUCUGGUUUCAUGUUUAUGCCGUCAUUUUACGGACAUUAGUAAGAUUCGAGACAAUUUACCUGACUACAACUAGAAAAAAACGUUCUGAAGAAUAGUUUAGUUUACCUAUUGGUUGUAAAAAGAAAGCUUUGAGAUUGAGCGUUUUUCCUGCCUGGCGGUUCAUCUUGAAAAAUAGCCCACACCGUGAAAGCGACUUAAAACUUUUAAGUUUUAACCCUUAAAAGGCUUAUAUUUUAUCCGUGACUCAGGAUUUUCAGGAGGCACUUCACUCUCAAUACACGUCUUCGUGAAUAAAAAUUGUUUCCUUUUAAAUUUUUCAUUGAAUUAUAUUUCUUGUCUUGAUUGUUUGUCAAGAUCUCUUUCUUAGCGCUUUGCCGCAGUUGUUUUUUCCAGUCGUCCGUGAACAUCGCAUGCAGGAGUACUUAUUAAAAUGCCGCGUGUAUCAAAUGAAUCUGGUGUUUUAGAAGUAAAAUGCAAACGAAAAUGAUUCUGAGACCUCUUUCUCAUUGCUAGUGUUCGUUCAAAUACCCAAUAGCUCGCAUUGCAAGUUAGGCACUUGGCAAAAUUCAGAAGCGGCUGGUCGGACGGGUGAUUUUGGAAAUGGAAGUAAAAUAUGAUUUUUUCGAAAGUUUUUGUUCAAAGCCCAUUAUUCCCCUGCAUACUACAUAAUGGAAGAUUGACCUGACUGAAUAGCCCCGUCUAAUGAAGAAUUCAGUUCUCUUUAUUAAUAAAAAGUUUUGUGUUUUUGUUAGUUUUAUUAUUUGUUGUGGAAUGGAAGCGCGUGCUUCGAUCGUCCUGAAUAUUGAAUGAGUGAAAUUUGUCUUGUAAAAAAUUGCAGAAUUAUAGCUAAAAUAGGGCAAAAGAUAACAAAUUCUGUUCGAGGUCUGAACAAUAAACAAACGACGUAUGAUAGUUCUGUUUACCUCAGAGAUAAUGUAAAAAGGCUGGUUUACACGCUACCAGACCUGUAGAGAGCUACACAUUUUGGCCUUUCCUGUAGAAAGAGAGAUAGAACCGAUAAUAUAAGGUGUAAAUUGGCUGCUACCGCCUUUACGGUCUUUAUAGCAUAAAAUUAUAUUUCGGGACUGUCCAAUUACUCUUAUAAGAUAAAGGUGAUGAAGCUGAGCAAAAAGGUCAUUUUGCUUGGGAAGAAUUUGUUUUUCACGCGUUAUCUACUGUGGCCAAGGGUGACUUCUAUUUUUUAGGUGUACGAAUAAGACUAUUAACCCAAUGUAAGAUUUUAAAUGUUGUUUCAUUCUUGCACUGUUUGCAAAUUAUCUUUUCUCUAAAGUCGCCCAGCCCCACCCUUAAAAGUCGUAUGGAUCUUCCCAGUUAGCCGAUUUGUGGAUUGCAAGUUAAUUUUUUUGUUUAAGUUUUAAAUUUAUUAACUGGAGCUACGCUUUUAGCCUUGGCUAACUCUAUUUAGUAUAAAUAAGUGAAACAUAGCACUGCAGAGAAGAUUAACUGUAUCAUAACACCUUGUUUUGUUUCUUUUUAACAACAGCAAACUGUUUAUAUGGCAAAAUUGGAAAAACAGGCAAUUGUCAUGGUAUGUUCAUCUAGUAAAUAUUCUCUUUUUACGUGACUUGGUCUUUGCUAUGUUUAUGACUGAAAAACAAGAUGUUAUCAAAUGUUUUUAACAAGUCUAGCAAGGUUAUCUGGAACGUCUUUACCAAGAUGCUCUUUCUCUCCCAUAACAGAAAGAAAAGAGGUCUUGUUAGCCUUGUUUCUAGUACAUACCCUUUGACCGUUCUAACUUUUUACUUCAUUUACGUUCCAUUUAAGUAAUUUAAAUUUAUAAAAUGGCAGAAUACUAACUCCUAUCCUUAUGAGAGUUUUCUUGUCAAACGCACUGGACAGGAAAUUCAAUUCAACGCAUUGACAGACUGAAUGCUUUUCUUACUGAGCUAUCGGCUAUUCAGGUAACCGAUCCUUAUGUUUUGGAUCCGUAAGUGAAUAUUUAGGAAGUUAAAGUUACUAAGUCUUACUAUUUCAAAGAGAAAUGUGAAAGCUUUCAACUUCUUUGCGAUUUUUCAAACUCUCUAAAUGUUCUACUGAAUUGUAAACAUUGAGCAACUCAACAUCAAUUAAAAAAAAAAAUUUCAUUCUAUUUACCUCUCUAGAUCCACCAACUCCUUUUGAUGAAGAUUUUCUUGGAAAACCAACGGUUACAUAUGUAACACUUGAUCCAGGAACUGCGGCUGUAACCCUGAAGUGUGAAGUUCCCAUCAAUCGCAAUGUCCGUUUGUGGAAGAAUGUAACAUACCAGAUCGUUUGGUAUUCGAAGGACGAACACUUGAAAACAGAUGACUUUUGUGGGACAUUACCGCCAGAUAUUAAGGAAUAUGACAGCCCUUGUCCAGGGAAACCCUUAGUUUCUUUCCUGAAGGGUAUGGAUUACAGUUUGAAUAGCUUGGUAGGUAAAACAACUACCUUUGGCAAAAUAGGUUCUUAUAUUUUGGGCUACUUAUUGGCAAUUUAAGCUAAGUAGGUUCUUAAUAAGGUUCUUAAUUUUUAUGAAGGAGAUAGAAGAUUGUUGAUCACCAGAAAAAUAAUGCAUAUUAUUCACAAUUGUAUUAUCAUAACCCUAACGAAACUGAUAUUCAAAUUUAUAUACAGCUUAGUACAGCCAACCAACCUCUAACUGACGACGGUGUUAACCCUUCUCAUUCGCGGCCCUGAUGCUCUGCUGAUGUUGUUGGUUAACGACGUUUCAAGUUGGGUCUCACCAAAUAGAGGCGAGUGCGCAACGGUCUUCAAAGGAGUAACUGCGCUGGGCUCAAACCGAUAGUGGAGUGAGGAGUGUUCCUAUAAGCUACGUGAAACUUUGCCAACUUCUCCUUCACCAGCUUUAAGCUUUGAUACAUAGAGCCUAACGCUUGCUUGAAGGUUUGUGCUGCCUUCUCCGCAAGACCGUUUGCGGCCGAAUAUUAUGGUACUGAUGUUAUAUGGCGAAUACCAUUGGGCCUGACGAACGCCUGGAACUCCUCAGAAACAAAUUUUGCACGGUUGUCACUAACGAUCUUUUCAUGAAUUCCGAAUCUGGUGAAUAAAUCCCCUAGGCCUUUGAUGGUCGAACUUAAAGUGGUGGAACUAACCUAAAUCACUUCCGGCCACUUGCUGUGUGCAUCGACAACUACUAAGAACAUAGAGUUCUGGAAUGGGCCGGCAUAGUCGAUGUGUAUGCGUUGCCAUGGUGCAGUUCCCACUCCCACGGAUGCUGUGGUGCCCUAAUAGGUAUCUUCUGGUUUUGCUGACACCCACUGCAGGCUUUCACUAGCCCUUCCAGUUGAGAACUAAUAUUAGGCCACUAGACGUGACUCCUCGCUAGUGCUUUCAUCUUUACCACACCCAGAUGCCCGUCGUGCAGCUCCUUCAAACACUCCUUCUUGGAGCUUAUUAGGGAUUACCUCUCUUAUUGCCCAUAGAAUGCAACCUUGGUGAACCGUCAGUUCAUUGCGCCGCUUAUAGUAUGGCUUGUCUCCAUCUAAGCGAGUAGACCAUCCUUUCACGAUGAACUCGUACACCCUUGCUAGGACUGGGUCACGACGUGUUUCUCUAGCAACUGCUUUACUAGUUACAGGGAGUGGCACAAACUGGGUUGCAUGGAACACCUCUGACGAAUCUACUUCCGUCUCCUUUCGCUCUUUUUGUUGGAGGGGGAGUCGAGACAGCCCAUCAGCAUUGUAGUGCUCGGUCGCACUCUUAUACACUAUCUUGUAAUCGAAACUAACCAGGAACGAUGCAUAGCGCUGGAGUCUGGUAGCGGUCAUGACAGGAACCCCCUUAUCUCGGUGGAAAAUGGCACUGAGGGCGUAUGGUCUGUAAUGAGCGUAAACCGCCUUAUAUAGAGAUAGACAUGGAACCGUUUCACCCCCACACAAUGGAUAAUACUUCCUUGUCAAUCUGUGCGUACUUGCCUUGUCUUGUCAAUUAUGGGGACCCAAAAUCUACUGGCCUUUCGAUGCAGGCAUGACGUGUGAAAGAACUGCACCGAUGCCGGUUGGCGAAGCAUCCCAUGCAAGCCUACCUGGUAAUGCUGGAUCAUAAUGCGUUAGAACCUGCUCAGAUUUGAUUAUUAGGCUCUGUGCAGGCUUGCUCGCACUGUUCAGUCCACUGCCAUUCGUUUUUUUGCUCUAACAACUGGUGAAGUGGGUGGAGAGCUGUGGACGUAUAAGGUAAGAAGCGGUUUUAAUAGUUAACGAGCCCUAAAAGGGAGAGAAGCUGUGGCACAUUCUCAGGUCUAGGCGCGAUAACUACUGCCUCGAUCUCCUUUUUUGUCUUGUGGAGACCUUCUCUGUCGAUCUCAUACCGACAGACCUAAACUCUAUCCCUGAAGAACUCACACUUCUCUUUGUUGGCCGUCAGACCCGCGUCUUCAUGGGCGUUGCCCGAGAUGAUCAUGUAAUACCUGGUCUAUUACAUUAGCCAAAUCGAUGGACUGGAAGAAACGCCAAAAAGUAACCGAUUGCAUUGGAAAAGGCCCAUCUGUGCAUUGAUCGAGAGGAAUUUCUUGGAUUCCUCUGUUACUUCUAUUUGGUGAUAAGCUUGGCGCAGUUAAAGUUUUCUAAAAUGUUUCCCCCAGCCAAAUUCGCAAAAAUAUCCUCUAUGCGCGGCAGAGGAUAUUGUUCUGCAAGAAGUACUGGAUUGAACGAGACCUUGAAAUCGUCACACACACGUAGUGAUCCAUUUUGCUCAACUACUGGAACAAUCGGGGUAGCCCAUUUAUUGUAUUCUACUUUAGACAGAAUACCGUCCUUCUCUAAACGUGUCAAUUCUGCUUCUUCCUUAGGGCGAAGUGCAUAUGGAACGUGAAGAGGCUUAUGAAAGCUAGGCUGGCAGCCCUCCUUAACCUUCAAAUCAGCCUGUGGCCUUUAAGUGUAGCUACACCUUCAGAAAAUACAGACUCCUACCACUGCAACAACUGAUCCUCUUUAUGUGGCAUGACCCUGUCCAGUAUCUGGCUAAGCUUAAGGGCUUUGAUUUCACCCCAGUCCAGCUGAAUUUUGGAAGGCCAGUCACGCCCAAACAAUGCUGGCCCUGGUGUGUCAACCACUUGUAGGGUUAAUUCCUUUUCUUGGCCCUUAAACUUAACAUUACACUUCAACUCUUCCUUAGAUGUGAUUAUUUGCCCAGUGUAGAGCUGACGCACAUCGCAUGAUCUUUGUCACUCACGUUAUUAACCUCAAGGGUAGUCAUCACUGUCCACAUAAUCUACUGGGGGUCGGGCGGCUUGUCCCUCCCUAUUCUUGGAUUUACAAGCCUUACAAUAUGACCGGUCUUGUUACAGUGGUGACAUGUUUCCUUUUUGAACGGACAACUUUUAUGAUCAUGAUUUCCCAAACAGCGGUAGGAACUUUGAUUGCCCGACUCUUUAGGGGAUGGGGAACCCUUUUAUGAAGGCUUUCUGAAGGUUUAGGCUUCUUGCUUGGUCUUGACUCUUUACUCCCUGUAGAGCUUCAACAUCCUUUUAAGACUGCUCACUAGCGAUGUAUUUCGCUACAGCAAUGUCAAAUGCUAGUUUCUCGAGUUUCAGUUUCAAAAGCUCUGACAUCAUUCUCUUAUCUCGAAUACUCGACAUCAAUCUAUCUGUGUCUUUCCAAUCGCAUGGCAUCAUUAAACUUACAAUUCGUAGCUAGAUGCUUUAAAACAGCAACAUACUGACUCACACCGUUUCUCCUGCUUUACGCGCUGGGUUGUCAAACUCAUACCUGGCGACUAGAGCAGAUUUCGAAGGCUUCAAUUUCUUUUGGAGACGUUCUGCGUUCGUGACGUACGUGAGAGAAUCCUCUCUUACCAAUAUUGGCACCACCAAAUCUUUCGCCAGCUGGUACUUUUCAGUGGGAAGAUUAGUUAACAGGACGGCUUUCUUCUCUUUUGAUUCGGUCACUACACUGACCAUGCCACGAAGAAGAAUUCAAGCUGUUCUGCUUACGCCUCGAAGUCAGUUCCUACUGCGAACUUUGUCGAUGUCUCGAACCGGAUUUGGUGCCGCAUUAGACUCGAUUGGCAUCCUGAGAUGUCGUGUGGAUCUUGUUUAGGAAUGUCUUUCACUUUUUCGCGUAAAAUAUCCCUGAAGAUCCCAUCCUCGUCACCAAAAUUGUUAUGUACUGACAAAAGAUCUAAGAAUGCACACAAACAACAAGGCGGUUCACUACAAACACGUUUUAUUGCACCUAUGCGUGCGCAUGUAAUUAUUAUAUAUGGUAAACGCAAAAGAAGACCAUAACAAACACAAACACAUUAACACAUUAACUGUAACCAACCCAUAAGAACCUGCUGCUCUUACUUUCCAGACAGGUUCUUGUGUUUUUGGGUGUUAAAGUGGCAAAUUUCUGCCAGGAAGUUCUCAAUCCCCAAGUUCUUAUUAGCGGGUGUUUACUGUAGUAGUUGUGAUUUAGAAUAAACUGGACAGUCUCGUUUUAUGUUCUGUUACCAGUUGAUUUUAAAAUAGAAAUCUACCAAUCAGUAUAAGUAUGGAGGGAAAAAGAAGACACCGUAAAAUUCCGAAAAUAAGCCCCUCCUUGUAUAAACCCCUCCAAAUAUAAGCCCCCCAAGCUCGUAACGCAAAAAACCCUCCGUUACAUCAUCCCUCCAAAUAUAAGCCCCCUGGGGGCUUAUACUUGGAAAUUGCCCUCAAAUACAAAGUAAAACAAAGCAAAAACGGUAAAUUUCCUUCCAGCUAUAAGCUAGCCCAAUGGAUUUUGAAACGCAAAUUUUCAUCCGUACAUAAGCCCCUCCAAAAAUAAGCCCCUCAAAAAGAGUCUUUGAAAAAUAUAAUAUAAUAUAUUUUCGGAAUUUUACGGUAAUGUAUUUCUUUUGUAUCUUUGCUUAACAGAUUUCUUGUAACGUAACUGCCCGGUACACCACAUCUCCUUUGAACACUUGGUGCGUCCCAAAAUCCGUCCAGGAACCAUUUUUCGCCGGAUUAAAGGUAAGUGAACGUACAAAUACUAGCUACUCUUAAAAGUGACUAUCUAUCACGGAGAGAAGGUAAAAUACAAUUGAUCAACUGUUGUUUACCCUUUGGUCCUAUAAUUUGUAAAACAGAUUUGAACUUUCGCAACAACUCCUACCAUACCAUAUUAUUACUUAAAGCUACAAAUUUUGAAGAAAAGUUUUUCAAAAUUAAAUUUGAUUAAAAAAAGUAUAAACUGAUUUGUCAAGAAAUUGUAACUCUCGGAUAAAAGUAUGUCGUCUGUUUGAAUUAAAAGGCGUAUUUUUUGGCCAGCGUUCGAAUAUGAAGUGAGGUCCACAAGCAAAAGAUACACAGGCAGUUACGUGGAAAGAGACUUUCUUUAACAAUAUCAACAAAAAUCAAGAGCAAUUUUCUUCAAACUCCAGGUUUCACCCAAUCGGCUGGAAGUUAAAGAGUGUUCCCUAGAUAUAAUAACUUUCACAAUAACUCCCACCAUACCAGUUUCGGCGAGUGAAUUACAGAAAGAUAAAUACUUGAAGAUUAGUUUCUGGUCGUCUGAUGGCAUCGAGAUCGACAGUGAUGACUGUGAGGUUGAGCUGAAGGACCUUCAACCAAUCACCGUGCGUGUUAUUGCAAGAUGUACAACCACAGAACAGUCCCCUACUGUUGACAAAAGCAUUAUUCCUACAAUUGAGAGUGGUCACAGUUCAUUUUGGAAUAGAGACUCCCAUUUAUCUAGUGUUGCGGUAAGUGUUUUACUGAACAGUUAAUCAGUUAUUAAAGGAGAAAAUACACAACUCUUGCAACUCACUCUCUUUACGUACAUUUUCUCGCUUACUCUAAAAGAGCUUUGUAGUUAUUUGUUUCAAUUUCGGAAUAAAAGUAUGAAGUAAGAUACCGUCUCGACGUCAGCCGUAGGAAGGUCAUUUACAUAGAGGAUAUUACACGGUGGCGCGAAGAUAUGUAUCUUAUUUUCGAGUGGCAAAACAAUAUUUUACGAACGAGCGCAGCGAGUGCGUAAAAUAUUGUUUUUGCCACGAGAAAAUAAAAUUCAUAUCUUCAAGCCGCCGGGUAAUGUUCUUUUUAUUAUAUAGACAAAAUGACACCGAUAAAAUAAUAGAGGGAAAUUACCAAAAUUACAAUCGAUACACUCACGUGUGAGAUUAUGGAAAAUAAACCACUCGGGUCCCGGAUGUAAUUUUUAUGAAUUUUACGAGUGGUAUAUUUUCCAGUAAAACACUCGUGUCUGUAUAAGAAAAUGAUAUAUUUAUUGCCUUUACAAAGGGAAAAAUAAUCAGACUACUUCAAGUCCAGCCGGUCCUCAUUGUGAAUUAAGAAUUUUUUCUUCUUUAUCCGGCACAUGCUAAAAACGAGAUACAUGAACAGAAAAGGUCUCUUAGUUCACAACCUGUCAACUCGAUACACACAGUGUAAAGCACGUUAAUUCAACAGUACCAAUCGGGCUAACCUACUUACCUCAAAGGUCACUCUUUUUGUUGGGAAAAUUACUAAAAAAGGUAUUCGUUGAGUAAGCCAUUUAGGCCUUUUUUUUUUUUGGCUUCCUACGCCCUAGGGGUGGGUGGGUAGGGGAAAGGGAGCUCGGAGGCCCCCCUCUAUAACUUCAAAACUGCUCAUGGUACGGCUACAAAAACUACACAAAAUAAUGUACUCAUCAUUUCCAGCAUCUCGGCAUAGCUUGAUAGACACAAUGACGCGAUUUGACGUCAUUAGGACGUCAUAUUGUUGAAUUUAUUGGCAGAGUAGACAUUCCAUCAAUUUUAUUUCUCAAAACGAAAAAUACUUAAGUCUGACAAGAUAAAAAAGUUGGCUAAUACAUAAAUAAUCUUUAGCAAUAUCAGUGAUGUCACGAUUACGUCAUUUAUUAUUAAAGAAGAAUCUGGAACCAAUAUCCGCCAUCUUAGAUCCACCAUUAUGAAUUAAUUUAAUUUACGCUAUUCCAAUAUACUUAAAACUCGUAUAUAUCGAGUCAAUUGUGAUAGAAACACUGAUCUGAGUUAUAAAAGGAUUCUUCCCUGGAAGCAAAAAAUGACCUGUAAGUUAUGAAAUUCAGAUAGAAAUUAACACUAUUGGUCAUUAUAAAUUAAUGAAUCAAGUUUUGAGAACGUGGCUGUCAAAAGUCGGUUGCCAUCGUAACAUUAAUGUUGAUGCACUUGGCAACUUUAAAAUGUUUCCUUAAUAAUCUUUAGGAAAUGUCGCAACGUUUGGUGGUCAUAGCUUAUAAACGGUUUUGAAGUUAUUCAACUUUUUUUUAGCAAGGGAGAGCCUCGAGAGCCCCCCCCCCUCCUCCUUCCUGGCCUAAAAUAGCAUGAUCUGGCCGUAUAACACCUUUCGACAAUUUUUAAAAUAAAUUUAACCCAACUAACAUUAAGGUACAUACUUUUCACAACUUUCUACCAGAUUGCAUGAUGUAUGUUUCGCGUUAACCACCCGCUCCAUGUUAUCUCUUGUUUAAAAGGCAACCCCCAUUCCGCCGGAACUACUUAGCUACUGAUUUUCCAAUCUAUUAUCGGCUGCGGUCGCACUUGGGGAUUUAGCCGAGUUCAGUUUCCAACUACCUAAUUUAAUUUCUUAACCAGGUUUUAUAUGUUUUUAUUUAACUACCUCGCGGGGUAGUUUAACGCAGGUUAUGGUUAUCAGUCAAUGGAAUUGAUCAUCUCGGCCUAUGCGUGAGAAUGUUCUUGCCUAGUCCCUAGGCUUCAUUAUUCCGCGCGGCCAAAGCGUUUCGGUCACGUGGUCCAUGGGAAAAUGUGAGGCCUAGACAAAAAUCUUCAAAAGUGAGACGGUUCAAUGGCGGUGGUUUACAAGACCAGUCUUUCGCAUUUCAAGGUUGAUAUAUAGAUUUGGCCAGGGCUAAAAGUGAAGCUCUCGUUAAUAUUUAUUGUUUACUCAAACAAAAUAUAGAGUCGUGUAAUGCUAAAGCCUGGUUUUCACUAGCGCAUAAGCAUAAGCAUAAGGACAUACGCACGCGCAGAAUGGUAUAUUUGUCUCAAUUCUCGAUACCAGAUCUCCUCAACCCGAUGAUAAGCAAGAUGGCGGACAAAGCGUCCGCCAUAUCGCUUUUGAUAUGUUCGCACGAGUCUUGGGUGAAAGUGACCUAUGAUUGGUCCACGGCCUUGUGCCUUGUUGCCUUAUGCUUGAGCUUAUGUCGAGCCGGUUUUCACUAUAGUCAAAGCUUAGACUUUCAAAAAAGUCCUUCGUCCGAUGUCGCUCUCUUGGCCGCUUCGUGGCCUAAAAAGCUCGCUCCGCUCACUAAGAAACCGCCGUGAGGUCGACUUGUAGCAAGUCUAAUCAAAGCUACGACAUAAGCAUAAGCACAAGCACAAAAAGAACGAACUUGUCAUUUUUUCUUGUGCUUAUGCUUAUGCUUAUAUCGACCCAGUUUUCUUUUGCUUACUCAUGUGAUUGUGCUUAUGCUUAUUCUUAUGCGUUUGUGAAAACCAGGCUUAAGCGGCGAAGAACACGAGAACGGUGGAAAACAACAAUAGGUCUAAUAAGCAAAAAGCAACUUUGCACGUGCAGCACACUUUUGCAAUAAAGACGAAAAUGGAAAGCAGUAAUUGUCUCUGUAUCCGUGUUAUCUAAAGUAUUAAGCAAGGAUUAAUUGUCCUGUCCACAAAUUUGGAAUACAGAGAAAUAGGGAGACAGAAAAAAGAGAAAGUAGGCUACAGGCCAGCGAAGCUCAACGAGAAAAAGAGCGUCAGACAGCGUCUUUAUUGACUCUUUAGUUGUCUCUACUUCACAAGACGCGGGUGUCUGUGCGAUUUCCCGCCAAAAUAACCUCAAGUUCCCAUACCUGUAUGGUGAUUGAGUAAUUUCACACUGGUAUGCCUGUGGUACGGGAGGUCGGUCGGUCGAGCAAGCGUACGAUCACAAGACUAUCAUUAUUUCUCGGAUGCAAAUAUCGGAUACACAGGUUACCAAAUUUUCUUACCCAUGGUGCCCGCUUGGCGCCCCGAGAGCUCCGCUAAAAUUACACCACGAAAAGACACAGAUGGGAAGAGUAAGUUCAAAAGAAUGCUCAGUUUUCUUUUAGUUGACAAAGGAAGGCUUUUUCUUUACCAAAUUGAGGAAUUCGAAAUUCACCAAAUUUUUACCACGGCCGAUCGGAGCGAUUUGCCUGUUUUGAAACCCAACCAAGCAGCGAAGCUUUUGAAGAAUUUUCAGGUACAUUUUGUACUCUAUAGUCAAGAAAAUUAUGUUUUUAAAAGGAAAUUUAUGUAUUUCUAAAUACUUCAUCUUAGAGGUUUUGUACAUUUUGAGAUCGGCUUGAGCGCCCUGAUUUGAGAUUUGUGUUGAAUAAUUUUUGCCAUGUGCUCAGCGCUCUUUACUUGCGUGAACGGAUCCAUGAGCCAAGUUUCCUGUACGCGAAAUGCUUUUAAGGAUUAAUUUAUGGGUUUUUAAAUUUUUUGAAAAAUAAUUUCUCUCUGUUUGUUGUUGUGUGUUCUUUCAUUGAUAACAAUAGCUCAAACUGACACGGUGCUGAGAUAACAGCAUCCAAGUUGAAUUUAAUGCUUCCCAAAUUAAUGCACACAUCACUUCUGUGAAUGUCGGCAAAUUUUUAGUCUGGGCACUUUGCGAUACGCAGCUAAUGGAUUGUAUUUGAAAGCAUGUUUUUUCUGAUUAUUCAAGAUUUGCGCGCUAAGUUUACAACAAAGAGGGCCAAUCAAGUAUUAUUUUUACUUUGAAAAUUCGCAGUCGUUUAAAUAGGGUAAGAGCUGCAAACUCCGAUAGCUCAGUUGGAAUGAUGACAUUGAAGAAGCAGAAUCAAUCUUCACAGGACUAUGAAUAACAUUCUGAUUACUUUUCAAAGUCCGUCGGCAACAGUCGAUCCGGCAAAUAUCGACAAGGGUUUUUUUGAAAACCAUAAUUUCCUGCUGUUUACAACAUGGACAACAUCUUCAAUUUCAAAAAGCAACGCCCGCACGCGCAUUCUGUUUUUGCCUAGGCGUUUCCCGCCCGUUCGCCUCGGAUACGUCACCGAAGUGCAUUGACCAAGAGGGACUGGGAAAACGCCCUACAGGGACCAGAGACAAAGAAUGUUUCAAUUUUGGCUUUACCAUGCACUCAAGCACUGCAGUUUCGAAAAUAACUUCUUUCGCUGCAAGCUCAGCUUUCCUUUCUUAACACAACCGAGUUAAGUCUUUUAAGAAGUCAAAAUUUUAUUCUCAGUAUAACGGGGGCAAAUUUUGUCGGUCACUCUAAGGCGAGCCUUAUGAGCGACCCAACCAAGCGAAAAAACAAAACUUUGAAAAGGCUUUGGGAAAGAAUUGAGCCCAACCGCUGAUAAAAAUGAACACGGUUAAACUCUUUAACCAGGUUACCUUCUGAAGAAUUUUUUUAUCGGGUUUUUGAAAAACUAAACCGGUUAGCUUGCCGAGUGCGGUCGCAGCCCCUAUUUUACUUUAAUUUUUUUGCAACGUAGAUAGCUUGUUGAUCCACUCAAGUUUCUUCUUGCAGGUUUCCGUUGAAACCAACUCAGAGAACAUCCAUACAUGUAAAACGUAUACCGAUCCUCACUACAGCCCUUUGCCAUUUUUUGAUAACGCAAGGUAAGGACUAGCAUCAUUUCGUUGCGAUUAUCAUAGCUGCGUUGUUAUGCCGCGCUUGAGAUUUUUGUUCACGAAUGCCGUGAAGCAUAGUCUUUCUUUCGUCUUUGUGAUUGUUUUUUGGGUUCGUAUGUUACAAAAGCGGAUGAUGGUGGAUACUUGCAAUUCCCAGCAAUUCAUCUACAAUCAGAUAGUCAUGUCACUACGAGUAUCGUUCUUUUUUUUUAAAAAAAAUAGGGUUAACGUUUUAUUUCUACGAAUUUAUUGUUUAGUGGAAGAUGGGGAAGCAGAAGUAGCUUUGCCUUUAUGGAACAGGGAGACUUCAUCCUUUAUCGCAACUCUGAGCGCAACUUUGAGGUAAUAAUUACAAUACAACAAUAAAGAAAAAAAAAGGAAGAAGUAAAAAACAGAGCCAACUAAACAUUGAAUGAGACAUAGAAAAGGAAGAGUGUGUAGCAGCCAAAGGAGCCAAGCUUUCGAGUCGGCUACUACCACAGAGCAGUUACAACUGGGUGGAGGUUAUACGGUACUAAUAAAAAAAACUAUUUGAAUUAAAUAAUUAAAUAAAUAGAACUAAGUAACAGAUUAGAGUUGUUCAAGAUGCCUGACUGUCAAGUAGAAAGACUUUAUAUUCUUUUUUAAAACUGUUCAAAGGGGAGACACUUAAUUUUCGUAGGUGUAGCUUCCCAGGUCUGUGAUGACACUACACUAAACCUUGCUAGGCGAUAAGUAUGAGAACAAGUAAGCAAUGGGAAUCCGUCCUUGAACAGGCAUUAGGAGCGUAUUCCGUUUUUUGGUAGGGAGGAGGGAGGAAUACUAUGCUAAUUGCUUUUCCCGACUCAAAAGGCGAUCCUUAGUCAACCUGAAACAUAAAGUAGAAGAAAACUGGUAUUAACCCUCAGAAUGCCUUAGAAGUUAGGAACUUCCUGGGACUAGCUAACUAGUACAAUGCACGUUUUAUUCCCGAUUUUGCGACAGUCGCAGAACCUUUGCGGAGAUUGGACGAACAAAGGUGGCCACUUUGAGUUUGGAACAUAGUCGAGCAUUUAAUGAGCUGAAGAGCAGUUUAGCAAGUGCGGGAACACUUGGAUAUUUUGACUAAGAUGCCAGGACACUGAUAAUAGCGGACGCAAGCUCAUUUAGUUUGAUCUUGACAAAGUACUUGUUCAGGAACAGCAAAGAAAAACAAGAGCUUGAGUGACGUGAAGACACGGUAUUCUCAGCAGGGGCUGAUCCAGGAUUUUUCUUAGGAGGGGGUGCACCACCAAGGAAUGGCGUAACUGAAUGGUGACGUGACGUGCCAAACUACCAUUUUUAAGGCGUUUAACAUAUCUUCAUCAGCGUCGUUUUAUGUUUUACGUCAAAACCCUUUAUAACAUAGCUGAAAGAAAUCGCGCUCUCUGAUUGGCUAAUACGCCGGAUCCAUUUGCCAGUGGGUUGCACGCUGACGUCAGUUUGUUUACUUUUUUUGCGGAAACCUUUUUUUUUCUCCUCGAUAUCGCCAGUUUUUAUCUUAAAGCUUAUUCUGUCGCUAAAAUCAUGGAAACAUCUAGCGCCUCUUCUCGACAUGACGACGUUGAACUACCAAAUUUCGACCUUAACUUGUUCGGUGAACCUCCGUCUAAGUCCGCUAAGAGAUUUGCAAAUUUGAGCGAGCGGGAGUUGAACCAUAUUGUUGAACAAAGACAUUCAGAGAAGACCAAAAAAACAACAAACUGGUCUGUUUCAACUUUUCGAGGUAAGCUAUCUAUCGUAACAAUUCCACAAUGUUUUCCAGCAAUUCUGUGACAUACAACUUAAUGGUAAAUGGUAAAGCUAGAAGUGAAAACUAAUUUUCUCCCGUCGAAAGCCAUUUAAAUGUCAGCGAGCAAAACUCGUGCAUUAACUUUUAUCGGCUGCAUGAAUUGAGGCUAAGAAAAGUAACACUUUUUUAUUUAAAUUCUUGUUGCAGAAAAAGGAAAACGACGAUUGUCUUUUUAAGAUUGAAUUUAAUGUUUUUAUCAUAAAAUUGACAGGUUAUAACAGCAAAAAAUUGUUCGCUCAUUAAACUAAACUGUAAAAAUUGCUUCACCGAGUGACUACUCGAUGCACAAACAAUGACAUACGGCUUAUAUUUAUUCCACAUUUUCAGUCUUCGGUUCUUUUAGAUUCGUUUAAAAAAGAAUACUGUUUUUUAAAGUCGCUUACAUGUUGAAUUUCAGCUUGGUGUUCAGAGAAAGUAAUACAAACACCGAUUGAAAACAUGACGACUGGCCAGCUGGACCAGAAUCUGAGACGAUUUUAUGCCGAAGCACGAACACAAAAAGGGGAGCCAUACAGUAAAUCCACCUUGCUUGGAUUCAGACAUGCCAUUGAAAGAUAUCUAAAUGCUCCUCCAUACAACAAAGGGCUCCAGUUAGCAAGUGAUCCCAGAUUUAUGCGGUCAAACCAGAUGUUAGACGCCCAACUAAUCAAUUUGAGAAAAAAUGGAAAGGAAAAUGUGACCCACAAACCUGCAAUUGAAGAAGGGCAUCUCAAACAGCUAAAAACCAGUGGCGUUUUUUCUCUUUCUUCCCCGCUUUCUCUUCUUAGAAAUGUAUGGUUCCAUAUUGUCCUUUUCUUCUGCCGAAGAAACCGUGAAGGGCAAAGAGCUCUCACCACUAACAGCUUCAAGUUUGCAACCGAUGCAGCCGGGCGUAAAUUUGUAACCAUGGCCCAUGAUGAAGCUUCGAAGAACCAUCCAGGUGGUGUCCAUGACUCUUCCAGUAAGGAGAAAGAAGCUAGAAUGUACGAAUCAGCCGAAAGCAACGAUGGCUACAAGGCGCUUAAGCUCUAUCUUGAAAAGAUCAACCCGAAGUGCAGUGCGCUUUUCCAGUAUCCGAAGUCAAAUGUUAGACCUGAAGACAUCGUGUGGUUCGAGCAAAGGCCUUUGGGCGUUAACACCCUCGCCAACAUGAUGAAGAAAAUCAGCGAAGUGGCAGGGCUCUCAACCAUAUACACAAACCACAGCAUACGAGCAACAGCCAUAACCCUGUGGUCCAAUGCUGGAGUCCCUAAUCGACACAUCAUGUCAAUUUCAGGCCAUCGAAAUGAGCAAUCCUUGGCACAUUACAACUCGCGGCCGUCGAUUUCUCAGCUUCAAAAUUGCAGUGAUGUGCUGUCAAGGGCGCUAGCAGUCACUGAAGCUUCAUACGCAAGAUCUUCUUCCUCAGUGCAAUCCACAGUCCGUGUUAGCUGUCCUUCACAACAAGAAGGAAAUUAUGCUCCUUCCAAUAUUGCAAGAGAAGUGGCUCCAUUUUUUAAAGAUUGCAGCAUUCAAAACGUGCAGUUCGUCUUUAAUUCGUCGGAAAACCACUCAUAAUUUAACUAAUUGUUUGAGCCCAUAAGGUCCUUACCGAUAGCUUUCUUUGUUUGCUGAACAGUUUGUAUGAUUGUAUUUUUUGUCCGAGAUCGACAAACACGGCCAAGGUGUAGCUUUGUCAUUUUUUGAAUGAAAAUCUUUGCGCGAUUGCGGGUAUGUUUCUAACUUCAUGUAACUGGCUCUAAAGUCAAGUAUUAAAUAAAUAUUUCUAUCCGAAAUGGAAGCUGUUAAUUCUCUAUGUUAUAAAAGAAAUGGUAAACGUUGCAGCGUGCAACCAUGGAGUUAUGGAUGCACUUGGGAGGUUUGCUAAGCACUCAAGAAGCUAGAGUCGCACUUGGCUAUCGCCUCGUGCGACUCUUACGCUUCUUUCUUGCUUAGCAACCUCCCGCGUGCAAAUAGUCUGUGGUGUAUUUAAGAAAUGGUAAACGUGCAGCGUGCAACCAUGGAGUUAUGGAUGUACUUGGGAGGUUUGCUAAGCACUCAAGAAGCUAGAGUCGCACUUGGCUAUCGCCUCGUGCGACUCUUACGCUCCUUUCUUGCUUAGCAACCUCCCGCGUGCAUCCAUAACUCCAUGGUUGCACGCUGCACGUUUACCAUUUCUUAAAUACACCACAGACUAUUUGCAGAAUAUCAGUUGUAUUUGAAAGCCGCAGGUCAUCUCAGGGGGCCACUGAACCCUCCUCCUAGAUCCGCCCCUGCUCAGACCGAGAAGAAAGCACUGGCAGUCGUUUGAACGUGCGAGAGUUUCCGUGUGUACCUGUAGGACAUUGAAUCCGAACUUUACCUGAUCACUAGCCAUGCAUUGGAGACAAUAUACCCAAACAGAUCAAAGCCGCGCGCACGAAUCGAGCGAUGGAUCCUGAGGCUACAACCUUAGCAGGUUCAACGUAAAGUACUUGCCAGGAUACCAAAACACUGUGAUUCUCUAUCACGCUACGCUUACUUCAAGAAGAAGGAUAUUAAAACGGCCCCUCCACAUCGCCCUUUUACUAAAAACCUGUUCCUGAGCAUUCGUAUGCUCAUGCUAUAAUAUUAUUUUAUCAUAUUUGGUUGAAAAUAGUAUGAAUCGCGUAUCUUGUGAUAGGUGGAUCAGCUAACAAAUGGUAUCUAAUACGCAUGUGCAUCAGUCGACUGGUACUUUAAGUAACCUUCGCUGCAGUCUCUGGAAGUGAAUUAGGGGCUGUUUACAUGACACCGGGGCGACUUUCGUCCCGGAGCGAGUUCACGCUGGUUCCCUCUCAUGGCUCUGUAUUUGUUUACAUGAAACCACCACAAAAUGUCAUGCCGGCUUGAGUCACCCCGGCGUGAGUUCACCCCGGUUCUUGUACCGGGGCGAGAUUUCACUCCUGUACGAAAUCUCGCAACGGUAUCAUGUAAACGCGAAACGACCUCCCGUUUCGGUGUGAAAUCGGUCUGCCGGUAGACUGGAACGGGUAGCGCAUGCGUAAUGUUUGCGAAUUUCAAUUACAAGUUUAUUUUAUCAGCAUGAAGUAUGCCUUCAAAUCACGAGAUCUGAAAUCACCCAGUCAUCAUGUAAAGGCGAUACGAAAUAAAAAAGUCAUCCCGGUAUGAGACUCGCGCCGGUGCGAGUUUUCUCAUGUAAACACCACCUUAGUACUCAUUCGCUAUGCAGUUAGUGUGGUUCUUUCUUACUUGUCUUAUAUACAAGGCAAAUUCAAAUUUUACAGAACUUAUGUAAUUGAUCAUAUCAAGAUUCACGACGCAGGAAAAAAAAUGAGCGUUUGACUAAGAUAUAAAUUAUAAAUAGGGUGCGAUUAAGGCUCACUAGAUAUCCCAAGCCACCUUUUAUUUACAUUACUGUCUAUGAUUCCAUUUAAAACUGCCUUUAAAAUUUUCAUAAAUCUAGUUAAUGUUUUCUCUCUUCUCUUUACUUGAUAGAAACAUAUUUACACCCAGGAAAAUCCACUCAAUCGACUUUUCUUUACUCGCUUUCUUUGAGCUGAUAGUAUUGCUAUAGAGUGCGUCAGCCAGUCAAAUUGUGGGAUAUUAUUUUGUGUGGUUUGAGAAAAAGUAACAAAUAUGUUAACAAAAACUCUGUGCUUGUGAACAAUGAGAUAUUAAAACCAUGACGGCUUAUAACUGCUAGGUACACACUCGACUGUGGUCAUGUGGAGGCUCGGCAACUUGCAACUGUGGAGUGGUUCUCAGAGAUCAUAAUGAUGUCAUAGAGUUUACCUGCUGCAAUCAAGACCUCGUUUACUCCGAUGUAACUCCAUUGAUUGCUAAAUUAAGAAGCAAGAAACGCCUGGCUCCUGGGAUUUUGAUAACACAAACCAUCCCUGGAUCUAACAGCCAAUAUCUGGUAAGUUUAAAUUUUGUGUUUAUCAAGGUGUCGUUAUGUUUAUAUUUUGCUAUUUUUCAAAAUAAAUUUCCGAGAUUGGUCAUAUAGUAAUGGAAAAACGGAGACAAAUAGAAUUUUUAUUCUGAAGUUGUGUGACGAAUAUUAUUUUUAUAUAGUAAGUUUGUUCCCUUACGGAGGGAUCAUAUGACGGAUGGGGAAUAAUCAAGCCUCACAAAUUCACGUAAAUUAAUAUACAUGGAAUAGAAAAUUAAAUUUGAAAAACUUACAAAAAAUAUAACUGCAGUACUGCAAUAACUAGAAAUUUCUUGUUGGACGUUUUUAAAAGUGUAAGUACAUACAUACAUACAUAAAGUAACCUUUAUUUUAACUCGAAUUUUAGUGUAGCUACCCCAUAUAGCUAAUAUCUUCGAGAAAGAAAUUAAGAUCACACGCAAAAUAAGACAAAAAUGAGUGAAAACUAAUCAAACGUAUUGAGACUUUGCACACGUCGCUUAAAAUCAUUAUAAGUACAGUUCCUUAAUUUGUUGGGAAUAUCGUUCCAUUACUGGGUGGAAAAAUAAGAAAAAGAGUGUAGUCCAUAGGUUGUUGUUCUAGGCUUGCUUAGAGUCAACAUAUGGGUACCGCGCAAAUUAUAGGUUGCAUGGCGAACAGUAAACAUAUUCCUCGUAUAAGUUGGACAGUCAUUAAAAAAUAGACCCUUGUAGACUCGUAUUAAGAAAUUUUGAAUGCACUUGUUAUACAAAGAAGUCAUUGAAGCCUUGUUAAUCAAAGUGGCGUAGCGAGAAGUAUAAUCAUUUAAAAUAACUUGCUAAGAGUGCGCUUAUUAUACUGCCUCUAGCUUUUCACUGUUGCGUGUUCCACAAAAAUGCCACACCGUAGAACAAUAAUAAAAGUGUGGCAGAAUGAUAUGCAUCGUACAUCUUAAGCAUUAGGGCCAUUUUUACGAGGAAAAAUAAGACGCAUCUCACAUAAGACGCGUCUUAAAUAAUACGCGAACUGUACCAUUUAUACGAGCAUGUCUUAUCUAAGACAAGAACAGCUCGUAUAAAUGGUUCGCGUCUUGUUUCUGUUCGAGACUCGUUUUCGUGUGAGUGUUCCCCUUAGCAACGGCAACCAACAAGGCGCAAAAAUUUUCCCGCCAAAAAUUAACGCAUGCGUACCAUGCGUUCGCGUCUUAUGUAAGACGCGAAGGUCAUUUAUACGAAGUUUUUCUCGUCUUACCUAAGACGCGUCUAUCUAAGAACAGGUGUUAAGGGCUGUUCUAAAAUAAGACGCGUCUUAGCUAAGUCGCGUCUAAUUUUAGACGAAAUGUGCCGUUUAUGUAGAAAGUUCGCGUCUUAUUUAAGACGCGUCCUAUGUAAGACGCGUCUUAUUUUUCCUCGUAUAAAUGGCCCCAUUGUGUCUUUAGAGAUGAUAUCGUUGAACCGUAACGUAACAUUAAAUUGACUAUUAAUUUUACAAACAGCAGAUAUGUGUCUGUCAAUAUUAAGUCUAUUAUCUAUACUCAUUCCAAAAAUGAUCUAACUCGCAUUUCACUGGAAAAGAGAAUUUGUGGUCAGUUUGACCAAUAAUUAAAGCUUGCUGUUUCUUUGCGAUCAUACCGUUUUGGCUGUACCAUUGGUUUGCCUGUUCCACUUCAUUACAAAUGUACCUAUCUUGAACAAGUGGGUCUACAUUAGAGUGGUAGAUCUGGUGAUCAUCGGCGGAAGCGUUUAAUUUAGUUUGCGCAACAUGGAAAAACAGAUCGUUUAUAAAAUAUUGAACAGUAUGGGUCCCAAAACGCUACCCUGAGGAAUUCCUUGUUUAACACUUUCCCAGCUAGAAUGCGUCCCCAACCUUAACCCUCUGAGAUCUAUCUGAUAGGUAAUCUUUAAGAAGGGGACAGCUUUCCACGUCUACACCAAGGGACUUGAGCUUGACAAGAAGUAACUGGUGUUGGAUGACAAGAGGAUGAUCAAAGUGUAUCCCCUCUUGGGCUGGUUCAAUGCACAGCUUUUCCAACGGUCCGUCCAUACCGGAUAUUUUGACAGUAAUUUGUAGCUUUACAUCACUUCGUGUUGGAACUUCCAUCGUUGUAAUUUCUCUCCUAAACAGCUGUUGUCCCAGCUAGGAUGCUUUGAUGAAUUACCGUUAGCUGCCUUUAAUGUUAAAAUUUAAAAUGUUAAAGUUAAAUGUUAAACGCUAAAUCUGUGAUGGAUUUAUUUUCAGGUGACUUUCCCAUCAGGGGUGAAAGCAAAGAUAACGCGACAUGCCCUUGGAAUUGACGUUUUGCUACAAACCACUCGGGCUAGACACUUUGCAAAUGAAAGUGGGCUCUGUGUGAGUAGUAACCCAAGGAAUGGUAACCAGUUUAGGUGAGAUCUUACAAAAACUAAAGGGUGUUAGGCUAGAGAAAUAUAAUUUCAUUCAGUUCUCCGGCUCUUUCAGCUACUGCUUGGGAUAGUUAGUCCAAACCAAAUGCCGAGAAGUUCAUUAUCAGUUUAUGAACAUUCCACUGAUUUCGAAUUGCUAAAAAAAAAGGUCAUUUCGGAUUGUUACGUUCCAGACGCAACGGCACCGAUCUUUCCUGCCUGUUUAUUCUUUUAAAGAAGUGACAAUUCUGUAGCUUUUAGGGUAGCACAUGCGGAAAGCAUAUUUACGUAUUGGAAGCCUGUCGCAAAUGAACCUAUAAAAUGCUUUGAUUUUUCAGGCGUCGUAAAACAGAGUGGUUAGGACACCAGGACGGAACCAUGUCCUUCGGCUCAAAUACAGCGUGUAACUGGAAAAUUUCGCUUAAAACCGGAAUAGCACUCGUUGUCAUAGCCAGUAAUUUUGGAAAUUUACUAAGGCAUUGAAAUAAACAACCUUUAUCAUUCUUGCCGUAAUUUCCAUUAGUUGUUUUGGUUAUAGAAAAUGUUGCACAAAAGUCGGAUACCGGGGCACCCAACGAUGGUUUCCCCCUAAAUUCAUUGAAACGUCUUUUUAGACUAUCCACAGUACUUCUAGAUCUCUACAACUGCAUUCUAAGCGCCGCUAUAAAAUUUCCGUCUGUUCUGUCAUGCUAGGGGAACCUGAGGCUUUUCGAAAUAUAAAAGGGCUUCAGUCGUAUUUUCCCGAAAAUCUUAGGUCGAAUUACACGUUUUACGAAAGUGGGAUUUUUCUUAUUCCUCUCUCCAUCAAAUUUUCGAAUCCGAAAAUUUUACGUUUUUUUUUAAAGAAAAUUUGCCUGACAUAAGCAUUAAAAUAUGAAAAAUUAAACCAGAAAAUCUUGGGGAAUUUUUAAGAGCUUCGAAAAUUUGACCUGAAUGGAACGCUCACCUUGAAAUUGUUAGCCGUAUUCAAGCAAUAGAAAAUUCUAGGCAAUAUUUGCUUCUCCGAACAGAUAUCUUACAGAAAACAGUCGUCGUGUGCCCCUGAGUCGGAUACUUCCGUUCUUCUUCUUGGUGUGUUUUACAUACGUCCAUUACUACGUUACAUACGCCCAGUCGCGCGCAAUCUAAACUGAGGUCAGUUAUAGGAGAAGGGUUAGAGGAACAAGGCAGAAAACAACGGUUCAGCUUUCGCGCGGUUGUAUAUCUUACUUUACAAACUAGAAUCGACGAUUAUUAAGGUUGAAUUCUGGAGUGGUUAAUUUUUAGAAAAUGGGCUUGUGAACACGGGAAGAAUGUUUUGAGUUUAUAUAAAUAUUUCUAUUUUCUAAAGAAAGUAUUUACGAGUUUCCCGUAGUUUUUGCUUUGAUUGUCGUAGCUAGCAAUGAAAGAGGCCCAAAACUGAUACAUUUCUCAUUCAGCGAUAUCAGAGAUUUCUGAGGAAUCAACGAACGCUUGUUACUUCAAACAAUAGAUCUCUUUAGCUUGUAUGUUUUGUUUUCCCAAUGUAUAGGUCAUGUGAAAAUACCCUGGAGAACAGUUCCUUAAUUUAUGAAAAGACAAAGGGGCAAAUUUCCCUGAGGCCUCUAUUGGGAAAACAAAUCAUACAGCUAAAGGGGUCUAUUUAUUCGCAUGAGCCAGUAUACUAGCGCUUGUUGAAACAUUCUAUGUAGAUAGUGGAUCGGUCAUUUCGUAGAAAGCAACACAGAAAGAAGCAAUUGUUUAGUGAGUGCUGAAGUGGAGAAAAGAACGUCGGGUGAACAUAAUAGAUAACAAUAAUAAUAGUUAAAUAAGUGAAAGGUAUCAAGACGGAUUUUUCUUUGUUUUGACAGGAUAAAAACUGGCCAAAGUUAUUUUGAUACAUUACCACCUCCGGUACUCGAUACCGCUGUGGAUUGCAAAGUACCUUGUGCCUGUUAUAGAAAAGGAGAAGCAGGAAGGACAGAAUGCCAACGAGAGCUUCCUGUACAUUUCCCUAACAUAAUGGACCAGGGAGGAACACCGGUUAUACUUACAGGAGAAAACAAUGUAGAUGGCAGAAGAAAAAGGAGUAUUAAGUAUACAGAUGAUUUAACCGAUGAAGACUUUGAGCUGUUCAAACUUCAUGCUGGGUCAAAACGUUCUAACAGACAUAAACGAGCGUCGCCUCCAAAGGCUAAAUUUUCAAAAGAAAACGCAACUCAAUACUGUACGAAAAGGCUUUCCGAUACAGAAAUUGGAAAACUCUGCGCAAACCUGGGGGCUAAUUUACAAGAGCUGGUUGACUCUUGCGCGGUAGAUCUUGAGGUAAUUCUUGUUUCCUUAUCAAAAAGAAAAUUAAAAUUAACGUCCUAUUAAUGGGACAAAAAUAUCUUCACCUUUUGUACCGGACAACUGAAAAACAUUGAUGGCGAAAUCGAACCUGAGGUUGCACCUCCUUGGUCAAUUAAUUACCUUCCAUCCUCUUGUCGAAGACUCAGGGAUUAAAAGUAAAAAUGUGAUGAGUCUAUCAAUUUAUUGAAGACAUGUGGAUGCGGGGAAUAAGAUCAGUAACGUAUGUAAAACAAACUGUUGAUAUUUUUGCUUUCUACGCUUAACAAUUAAGUUCUGUCCGUUACGGUCAACAGAAAAUUUAAAGAGAAAAAUCAAUGUUUAAAAAAAAGUCACAAGCGGCGUAAGCCAUUAAGAAUCUAACAGGAGAAGGAAAAAAGGCAGAAAUUAGUCCGUAAGCCAUGAGACAAAACAAGUAAAGCUCUCUACACGCCGGAAUUACUUGACUUGACUAUAAUUUCUCUCACAUUCUAGUUGACAGGUGAGACCGCGUUUGCAAUUUCUGUUGCAUCCUUACUCAUGAAUGAAUGCGGCGAAAUAGCUGGCAGAAACCUGUCUUACUAUUUAAACGCAAGUAAUGAAGAGAAACCAGAAGUUCCUUCCUAUCUGACAAACAUCAUUAAAAAGCUGUGCCCGAAUGACUGUACUUUCAAUGGUAGAUGUGUAAAUGGGUCAUGCAUCUGCAACGAAGGGUAUACCGCGAACGAUUGUGCGAUACCGAUUUAUCAGAUACCACAAAUCUCCAUGUAAGUUAGCAAUAGCACAAAAAUUUAUAUUCUUCGCCCCAUAAUUCUAAUCUGGAUUUCACCCUGUGUCGUCCAGAUUCCAGGUACUCAAGAUACCAGAUGCCUAGUGUGUGGAACUUGGGUACCAGAUUUCAACAGUUAGUGGAAAUCCGGAUUCCUAAGGCUAAAAUUCCGGAUUCCAGAUUCUACAAACAAAUUUCAGAAUCCUUACAUGGGACGAUAAUCUAUUAAUAACAGAAAGCAUGAACGUGAUCAAGAGUUAUCGAGUUUCAGCUAGUUUCUAAUAUAUCGACUUUCGUCACAUAAUUAAAAAUUGAUUUAUUUAAAACUAAUCUCUUACGUAGACGUUUCUUUUGGUCUCACGUCGAAAAGGAUGUCUGCGUCGGGGUUGACUCGACACAUUGUGGUUUUAAAAUCACAUGUCUCAAAUCACCCGGCCGAAAAGACAAAAGCUUCAAUAAAAUAUUCACGCGAAAACAGACAAGUCAAGUGAAGGCUACAUCCUUUAUUUCUUGCACGAUUUUUUCCAGAAAAAGGCAAGUUCGGGUCAAGUUCGGGUCACUUUCAGGGUGAGGUGUAGGGGGCAAUAAGUAGACAAUUACUUUAUUAUUUUAUUAUGGUACAAUGUAGGUUCUAUGCUGAUAUAAUUAAUCAUUUUUAUAACACUAGUAUUGCCGUUGACUUUGUCCACAGGUUGCAAGGAAAUGGUUUGUGUGACAGGCGUCAACGCCCUUGUCGCAAGGUGACGGUGAUGGGAACUGGUUUUGUCAAUUCAACAAAUAUGACUUGUCAUAUCACAAAAUUCAAGGUACAUAAUUACAUCAAGAAUUGUCAUAUCCUUUUUCUUACCAUUUUCCCAGCACGACAGAAGUACAUUUCUUUAGGACAGUAUAUAAAAAUCUUCGCUAUAAACAUUACUUAACAGAACUUCUUGGGAUAGCAGGUCGACUAAAACGCAAUCUUUCUGUUUCUGUUAUAUAUAUAUAUAUAGGUUGUUAACAGUUCUUGGACACCGAAUAACACAGAAAUCCGAUUACCUGGUACAAUGACAGACUUGGCUCUUACAGAGUGUCGUUUACCUGAAUUACCAGUGACGCCUGGCCAUUACCAUGAGAAAAUUGGAGGGACACCUGCCGCUGGACUUAUGAUAUCCCUGUCUAAUGAUGGUGAACACAAGAGCGCUAAGAAUGUCACUUUUAUUUCCUAUGAUUCGGCUUGCCUGAGUUGUAAUGUUUCGACGGGAUGUGUGCUAAAGGUAAUUGUUCUUGCGCGCCAUUUUCAGACGUAAACUGAAUAUUUGUGGGGUUGUAGUUUCCAUUCGUGCAGUAGUUUACCAACUAAGAGACCCCCACGCAAAGCCUAAGGAUCCCUGUGCAGUGCCCCAGAAUGUCUGUAGGGUCAUGGCCACGAGAAACUAGCGUCUCGAGAAAACGGGAAAAAUCAAACGCAAGCCAAACAAUAAUGCCUACUAGGACAAAGGAUUACAACUACUGAAAAGAUGGUGUCUCUAGGUGCUCGCACGUUUAGCAAGCAGGCUGAGUGAACCCAUGCAGCCGCAGUUGCAGCUCCAAUUUCAAAACCAUGCCUGUGAAACUUCCCCGUGUUCCCUGCCGAUUUUUGGGUGGUUUGUGAGAAUAGAAAUGGCUGAAUCUUUAAAAAAAAGGGUGCCAUAAGGAAAAGGAAGAUUCGACCGGCGCGCAGCCGUACGGAGCCCAAGAUAAAGGUAAUUUAUGAAGGAGUUUAAUGGGCGAAGAAAGAUGGAAACACGCCGAAGAUGAAACAGCCCUUACGGCAGUUGAUGAGUACUCGGAAAAAUUGGAGACUCCUAGGGGUACUCUACUUUCAAAUGUCUUCCGUUGUAAAAUGCAACGUUGGUAAGAGUAAAAGGACAACUUAUCGUAAAUUCACUGGCUCUCAGAUAUCUAGAGUAGCCAAAGCAAGCAUGCCUUUGAUUUUUCAUGAUCAAAAAAGUUCAGCAUACAAUAACGGGCUACGUUGAUGCAAAUUUGAACCCUAGUGUCGCUCCAUCGUUCGUAACAGGAGCUGAUUUUGAGAACGGUCGAAGUAAAUGAUCGCGUUCCUUUUUGACGGUUGUUUUGAUUUUACAGGGAAAUUCUUGCCUUAUAAAUCGUUACUGCUUCGCGCCAAACGAGACGAAUCCCAACGACUUGUGCUACCAGUGCCUUCCGGACAUCAGCAAAAGCAGGUGGACAAAACGCCAAGGUAAUUAGUAAAUUGAAUUUCACAUUCUCAAUCUUUAUUACAAAUUCUGAAACACUUUACCUGGUCUUUUGUUUUCAUUCCCUUCACUGGAGAUCCCGUGUAUUGGUAGUGUUUUUUAAGAAUUACAUCGAAAUUUUUAAUGACCGCGAUUUAAACAUAUCAUCUUCUAUUUAUGUUAUUAUUACAGUGUUCAUUUUGAUAAUAUAAGUGUGUUGAUUGAAUGUUUUGCUCGCGCAAUAUCUACUUGUGCACCGUGGCAGAAUUUGUUAGGGUUUUCUUUCUAUUUCAGUCGAAAAAUUUUGAUUUGUUUAAUCGCAAUUCUUUUGGUUUUGGACCAUCUUUUAUUCAAUGGAUCCACACUUUUUACAAGAAUGUCUCGAGUUGUGUCUUAAAUAAUGGCUUUACAACUUCAUCCUUUGCAGUUGAAAGAGGAGUAAGACAGGGAGACCCUCUCUCUGCUCACUUAUUUAUUACAGCAUUAGAAGUUUUAUGUGUUAACAUACGUAACAGUAAUGACAUUCGUGGUAUUAAAGUCGAUAAAGAAGAGAUCAAAUUAAGUCUUUUCGCAGAUGACCUGACUGUGUUUUUAAAGGAUGACCUCUCUCUAACAAACUUUCUUAAACUUAUAGAAGAUUUUGGAACUUCCUCUGGCCUAAAGGUUAACCACGAAAAGACAGAGCUUUUGCUACUAGGUAACCUGGCCUGUACCGUACAAGAAGCCGCUCUGAAAAACAUAAAAAUUAAACGAUCAGCGAAAAUCUUAGGAGUACAUUUUACCUAUGACAUUCAAGCAAAACAAAAGCUAAACAUCAAUGAAUUAAUCAGCUCCAUCCAACUUAAGUGGCUGUCCACCUAAGAGCGGUCCGGCGAGUUUGGGAUCGCCAGUAAACCUUCCCUUUAUUUUUUGUGGGUGAAAAGGACUUAAUGAGGAAUGAUUAAAAUCGAGCUAAUUUUUUUCAAAGUCUUUUUCUGGGCUUCGCUACAGCACAAAACCUCCUUCCUGUCUGAGAGCGCUUUUUCAACUUUAUUCAAUGGCCAAAAUUCAGCAAUUUUAAAAGCCGCGCUUCUUCGUGACGGAUAAAUAUCGCGAAAUUCUACAUAGUACAAUGGAUUUAGCUGCUUUUGACUUGUCCUAUGACGGAAUCUUGGAUAAUUUGACGCAAAAUUGAAUUAAAUUAAUAAGAUCAAAGACGAGCCACUGUAUGUUUUUUUUUGUCCCUUGACAAAUUCCUCCAAAGUAAAAGCUAAAAUCUCCAAAGCGGUACAAAAAUCACAGGCAAAAUGCACUUCACAGCAAAGAUCUUACCUUAUUCUGUUAGAAAAUAAAGUCAAAGGUGCGGGUAUCAUUCUGUGUCGAACGCGAACAAGCGUUUUUGAGAGCUCCUUUUGUCAAUAUUUACCUAAAAUUGCACGUUUGGCGCCUACACUUAAACUCAUAUGAUAAGGCUAAUCUUUUUCCCACGGGGCAGAAUCUUGGUAUGCGUCGUCAAAAUAACGUACAUUUGUUGUUUUGUAAGCCAUCUUAGGCCUGUAAACCGGCAUAAAAUGUCAUAAAAUACAUGUAGGAUCAUGUAGGAAUUCUUCAUCUACUCGUAUAUUAUGCAAAUUUAAAAGCUCAUUUACCGCGGGGUUGUCGAUUUCAGCAAUAUUCCAAGUCGUAAAGAAUACAAUUCACGUCUGGUCAAACGAAGCCCGUUUUGAGUUUGGAGUCUCAGCAACUAAGAGGUUCUUUAAUAAAGACUGAAUUCAACUCAAUUGGGUUUUCUUCAUGGUCAUAUGCUAAUUAGGAUUGUUGUCACGCAAUGAAAGCGGAUUUGGAGAGUUUAAAGGAGAAAGCAAGUUGGUGCCUCUUAGUCAAUGUAACAGGUGAGCGUUAUUACAGCUCGAUUCGAGGCGAUGUCGCUUAACGAAAGAAAAUAUUACAGAGAGCGAACUUACUUUGCAGCGGGCUGGGUAUUUUUGUAAAACUGCCCAACAAGGUGAAAAAAUGUUUGUAUGUCCGAUACAUCGUGCGAACCCAGAGAAGGACUGGGGUAAUCCAACUGGCCGCACAGAAUGCCGAUAUCCGGACCAUAAGGGAAAACACACUUGUGCUGAAACGUGGCAGAGUGUCGGGGUCAGACUGUAAAAAUUGCCGCCAACCGAGAAACUUCGAACAAAUCUCCUAGUGGUGUCUACAAAUUCGAGGCUAGUGGAUGGGCGGCUGCAGAAGUUAAGGGGAGGCGGGACAAGGUUUAGCGAGAAAGUCAAGUCUUACCUCACCGCACGAUUUGAUGUUGAUACACAAACAGGCAGGAAACCAGAUCUUUCUGAGGUCGCAACGGACAUGAGAACGUCCAGAAACACAGGUAGUUCAAGAACGUUCCAGAGACGAAUGGCUUACAAAGGGACAAGUUCAAUCAUUCUUUUCCAGACUGUCUGCAAUCAGCAGGAAAAAAAGGGCUGACCAGAGCCGGGAAUGUUGAAAUUUGUGACGAAGGAGAUCUGCUCUCAGUGCUCUUUCAAGAAGAAAUUGCGUUUCUUAUUGAUGAACGUAGAGACAAGGAGGUCUAACAUAUUUUCAACAAGAUGGACGUGAUACAUCCCAUCAGGCACGAUGGCCAUGAUAUCUGCAGCGAGCAGACCAACCAAGAAGUACUCUCAAAAUUCAAUGUGAAAACAUCUGCGAAUAUUUUGAACUGUCGUUCAAAUCUGGAGAUACAAAGGCUGCUCUAAUAAACACAAUCACAGACAUGGUUAAAGAAUACAGUUACUACCGUACCAUCCCGUAAAUGGCCAAGGACUGGCAAAUUGCCCCAUUACAUUGGGGUGGGCCGAAGUUGCCUAGAAAAUUCCUAUUGUUUGUAGGCCGAGUUCGUGGAAGUGUUUUCUCUUAAAUUUCAAGGUAUGUUGUAUGCUUGUAUAAGACGAUAAAUCUCAAAUAACUUAGAACUUGACAUCAACCUUUAAAAGUAUGUGACCUGCUUUUUCGUUCAGUACUUUAUUUACAAUACAAGUAAAAAAGCAGGCCCCAGUUGCUCAAAAGUUGGGUAGGGCUAUCCAUCGGAUGAAUCUCUAUCCAAUUGAUAAGUAUUAGGGAAACCAUUUGCUCCAUCCAGUGGAUAGUGAUUUACACGGUGGAUAGCGCUAUCCACGGCCACCUAUUGAACAACUGGGCUCCAAAAGGAUAAAAGUUGUUCGCAGGACAGUUUUUUUUUCUUUAAUAGAAUUUUUUCUUAUGGAUAUGAAUUAAGAUCAUUAUGUGACACUUCACUUUUUGGCAAUAAAACAUAAAUAACGUAAAAAAGUCACCAAUGCAUAUCAGCGGCACCCAAUGACUGUUUUCUGUGAAAUAUCUGUUCGGAGAAGCAAAAUUGCCCAGAAUUUUCUGUAGCUUGAGGAAGACUAAAAAUUUAUUAGGGGGCUGCAUUGAUUUUAGCUUCUUGAUAAAGCUGUAUAUAUGUAUGUAUAUAAUAGAAGUAGACUGAUGGGACUGGAUUAUAUCUUGAACAUUUAUUGCUACUCAGAGAGUCAUGCCUCUUGCGAGGCGAAUCAUCAGGUAAAACAAAACAAUAAAUGCCAGGCGUGGCGUAGGUGCGUGGUGCGUCGUACUUAAGUGAUGCUUACAACAUGUCAAAUUUGCGACAAGAACUAACCAAGUUAGGACAGUGUUUAGUAGAAAUUUCUUUGAGUGCCUGCAACCUGAGAUUAGUUCAUUUCUAUUGUCCAGGGUAGACAUUACAGGUUUACAAAUUAUAAACAGCGCGACGAGCCACGCGCCACGCGCCACGCGCCACGCCUACUAUUUACUGUUCUGUUUUACCUAUAUCUUUGAUUGUUACCCUAUUAAUAUGGGUGGGGAGAGGAUGAGUACACCGAGAUUAAAAAAGAAUUUUACAGGGCUGGAAGGAUAAUAUAUAUUAUACAUACAACGAAGUGCGGAUUAAAUCUUGAACAUUUUGUUGCUACCCAGAGUUUCAGUUCAGUCACAGUUUGCGAGGCAAUCAUCAGGCAACUGCCAAAAUUAACGGUUAUGGUUCACCCUUUAUUUGUUUAUGGAAAGAAAGGGAUCGAUACACGAGGUAUAUUGCGUGACAAAAAUGCAAAUUAACAUAUGACUGAAGGCGUGUGGGACAACCGUUCAAUAUUACCUGCACUCGGAAAAAUAUUACAACAGACAUACCCUUCACCAAACUUAAAGUGAUUCAUAAUAAUUUCUCAAGAGGUACACGAGAAAAGUCACCCGAGGUGAGAGAAUCCGACAUGUUCAUGAUAAAUGAGGGAUAAACAAGGAUGUGCGAAUUCAAAUUCAAAUCAUGAUGUCAAAUGCUCGAAACGGAAAAAGAAACUCAAAUGGAAUAUGAGAUAAAUUUCUAUUUUAAAAAGGGUGUCCAGUUGCUGAGUUUCCAAGCUGAAGAAGAAGUUAAUAACCGUACGUAGUUUGAGAUUUUAACAUAGCUGAAAUGGACAACCUGUCUGUACACAAGCACGAUUUGCAUAUCCGACGGGUUGAUCAAGAAUGUCAGUUUAUGGUAUUUUUUUCGGCUUUCACUGAUACAAACUUAAAAAGGCUAAUGAAAAGAAAACACAUUUUCGUUAUUUUGAGGAUACACAACAACAUUCUCAGCUACUGAGAUAAUAUCUACCAAAUUAAAGUCCUUGUGUGUGAACCGUUAAGCGGGCAAAUCUAUGCAAAUAAUGCCGAACAGAGGCUCUUAAAAACGUUUGAUCACGUCCAACCCAGAACGAUACCCGCACCUUUGACUUUAUUUUCUAACAGAAUUAGGUAAGAUCUUUGCUGUGAAGUGCAUUUUACCUGUGAGUUUUGUAUCGCUUUGGAGAUUUUAGCUUUUACUUUGGAAGAAUUUUGUCAAGAGGGAAAAAAAACGCAAAGGGGGAUGUGUUUGCUUUUAUUAAUUUAAUUUAAUUUUGCGUCAAAUUAUUCCAUAUUCCGUCAUAGGACAAGCCAACUGCAGCUAAAUCCAUUGUACUAAGUAGAAUUUAGCGAUAUUUAUCAGUUACGAAGAAGCGCGGCUUUUAAAAUCACCGAAUUUCGGCUAUCGAAUAAGGUUGAAAAAGCGCUCUCAGACAGGAAAGAAGUUUUGUGCUGUAGCGAAGCCCAGAAAACGAUUUUGAAAAAAAUUAGUUCGAUUUUAAUCAUUCCUCAUUAAGUACUUUUCACCAACAAAAAACAAAGGGAAGGUUUACUGGCGAUCCCAAACUCGCCGGACCGCUCUUAGGUGGACAGCCACUUAAGCUAUACGAAUCUGGAGGUGGAGGGAUUUGACUAUCAUAGGGAGAAUUCAAAUUGUCAAAACCUUUAUUAUCCCUAUCUUCUUAUAUCGCACGAGCUUGAUAUCAUUGGAUAAAGAAUUUGUGAAAGAAGCGAACAAAAUUAUCUUUGAUUUUAUAUGGAAAGGAAAGGAUAAAGUUAAACGCUCUGCACUUAUCAGUGAUAUCGAAGAUGGAGGACUUAAAGCCCCACAUUUAAACUCCAUAAUUGAAACACAAAGAAUACUUUGCAGCAAGAAAUUGGCAAAUGAUCAACCGAGUGGAUGGAAAAUAAUCCUUUUGCGUUAACUGAAACCUGUUGGUGGUAAAUUAGUCUUAUGUUGCGACUUUGAUUUGAAGAAAUUGACUAUCAAAUUACCAGCCUUUUAUGAAGAAUGCUUAAAAUCUUUUGCAAAGUGCUCUGCGGUAAAUAAUUUAAAUAUACAGGAUUGAUGAAUAUACAUGGAAGACUUGUCAAAAGUUAUCUUAUGGAACAACAAAUUUAUUUGUGUUGGUGACAAGUCUGUGUAUUUUCCAAAUCUGGCUGAGGAAGGGAUCUUUCGAGUGGGUGAUUUAAUCUCGAAUAAACAUGAACUUAUAAUCAAAAGCGAGUUGAGAGUCUUGAACCUUUCGCCGCUGGAUGCCUUUAGGCUUGUCUCUUUAAUAGAAGCUCUACCAACUCAAUGGCGUGAAUCGUUGAAAUCCUGCAUCUAUACAGGUGACACACCAUUCAAUUUGCGUGAUGAGAUUAAGUUACGCUUAAGUGGUCAAAUUAAUUUACUUGAAAAAGCGUAUUCGAAAAUUGUUUAUAAAGAACUUCGAAACAGAAUCGUCACUCCACCAACUGCUAAACUAAAGUUUGAUGCUAAUUUUGUUAAUGAUACUUUGAACUGGAAAAAGAUCUAUAGCUUGCCAUAUCGUGUUACGUUAGAGUGACAAAGACUCGCGAAUUUCAGUAUAAAUUAUUAAACAGAUGCCUUGUGACAAAUACCUUCUUAUGCAAAAUUGGUAUUAUACCAUCUCCAGCGUGCUCCUUGUGUGGUGAAUCGGACGAAUCCCUCGAACAUCUUUUCCUGUCUUGUCAUUAUACUAAGAAUUUCUGGUCUGAGGUUAUAAAAUGGCUUGUUGAUCAUAAGGUCAAGAUUGAAAAAUUUUCAGACAAAGAUAUACUGUUUGGUAUUAUUGGGUGUGAGGAUGAGAUAUUUGUGAAUCAUAUUUUAUUACUGGCAAAACAAUAUCUAUACUCUUGUAGACGGAACAAAUAUCCUCCCUCCAUCAGAGUUCUUCAUUCCAAAAUUAAUACUGUCUUCUUAAUAGAGACAAUGAUCGCUAAGUCAGACAAUAAGUUGGAGACCCACAAUAUGAAAUGGGGCAAAUAUAAAACUGAUUAGCAUACGAUCUCUUCUCCGCUAACUUCAUUUCUUAUUAAUCUUUAUUUUUAUUUAUCUUAUUUUACUUUUUUUCAUGUAAAUAGAAAAAGAAGGUACUGGGUUUUUGUUUCGUUUGUUUUCUUUUUUGUAAGUAUGUAAUUGUGUGUUAGUCUGCGAUGUAUGAUGUUUAGUUUUCCUUUCCGUUUUUUGUAUUUUUUCUUUACGUGUUCCGUGUUCAUAAGUCAGAAUGUAAAAAAAAUGUAAAACAAAACAAAACAAAAAAAAUUCAUUAAAAUACAAAAAACAUACAUACAAAAAACAUACUUGGGAUGAUUUGUGUUGUGGCAAAACGAGGGCUUGAAAAAUGAAAAUAAGAUCAAAAGUCAAUGUUUUAUCCAAUAAAGAAGACUUUUGUAGGUUUCGUCUGAAAUACUUCACCUCACGGUAUUUUUGUGAGAUGUCAAGAUCCAAUAGGAACGAGAAUAUACCUGGCAGCGACUUAACUUCGUUUCUUUCUAUGAAGGGGUGUGGGAGAGGGUAGGGAGAGCACCUUACAUGGGAACCAUUGAUCUAUUUUUGCGUUUUCCCAUUGGGCAUGUCUGGUAGACAAAAGUAAUUGGAUGGAAACAGACAACGAUUAGUUAAUUUAUACGACAGCGUUUAACAACAAUCAUUACCCUUUCUCAAAGCGAAUUUUAAGAUGUCUUCUACCCAGAAAAAUGGAUGCUAUAUAUUUGUUGCUUCUUAGUGAAUCUUCCACCUCGAUUUGCGAUAUCCACCCAGCAUUUUGCGCUGUUUGAAGAACUUCUGGAACUAGUUAUUGAGGUGUUUGACCCAGAAGGGAUGCCUGUCAAUGUAUCAUUAGCCAAUGGAAGCCCAAUAGAAGCAGAGAUGCGGGACAACGUUCUAAUCUGGAACGUAACCAACAAUGCAAAAACGCACUUCUUUCUUCGAGCAACGGAUAUCUGUCAAGCUACUUCCUCCUCUAAUAUCACAGUGUCCUUGGUUGAAUGCCCGUGUAGAAAUGGAAGUUGCGUUCCACAUCCAAAUAAGCCCAGGGGGUCUGGCCUUUAUGCAUGUGAUUGUGUUCCUGGCUUCACUGGAGACAAGUGUGAGACAAACAUCGACGAUUGUCGCUCCUACCCCUGCAUACGAGGUAAUGGCGUUUAUUUCAUUUUGUAGCUCAUUCAGAUGAUCCACAUUAAACAGCCUUACAAACAGAUGACGAAAUAAAAUCCCGUCCAGGUGGGUCUUGUUCAGCCGAUUUUCAUUAAUAGUGGGAGACAUGAAGUUUACUUGAUCAAACUCUCUCUGGAUCUCGUUGGUCACUGGUUAGCGCUAUCUUGCGCUUUCUGAUAAUCCUUCGUUAACUUUACAGUUGGUAGGUAGGUAGCUAAUUUAGUUAGGCAGGUAUAGGUGGUAAUACUUUAUUUUAAAAUCAGGUCAAUUUAGAAGAACGCUAGCCCCAACAAACUUUGUUGGUUUGGUGUCUAUGAAGGACGUGUUUACACUUAAUUCAGUCGAUCACAUCAAUAGUCUUGGAAAAUAAUCCUUACUCAUACCUGUGCAUCACUAGCCACCCCCCCCCCCGGCCCCCACAACCCCCCACCACACCCCUUUGUUAUAAAGGCUGGUUGUCAUUCACGAAACUCUUUGGCACUCGUGCAGAGAGAGAGAGAGAAUUGUUUUUACCCCUACCCUAUGUACGGGUGGUCGGCGGUUGGUCGAAGACUAACGUCAUAACCAAAUUUUCUCGGAUACAUUGAAAGAGUUUGUUUGUUUCAGGUCGCUGUAUUGACGGCAUCAACAACUUCACGUGCAUUUGUGACGCCGGCUAUGGGGGAAAGACAUGCGACAUUGAUUACGAUGACUGCGGUUCUUCUCCUUGUGUUCAUGGUACUAACACAUUCGCAUUGUUACACUUAAUUACAAAACUACUUUUAAUAACCUCAAAAAGUAAGCAGCGAUUUAGGUCGUCGGGGCAGCUGUCCCUUUCGUAAACGGUCACUGUCAAUUUUACAACACUUGAAAAAAUUUGAUCUGUUAUUGAGAGUGUUUCUACUAAAAAGAAAGAAAAUCGUAACCCAGGGUCAAACCCGGACCUCUCGUAUCCUAACCACUAUCUCAGUACAGUUAACACUCUCUCUCAAUUACAACGAGAAAUUGGCAAAAAUCCAAACUAUCCUGGGAUGCUGGAAAUUUAGAAGACUUAGCUUAAUAGGGAAAAUAACAGUACUAAAAAGCCUUGUAGCAUCCCAAUUGGUCUAUAUACUCACACCUUUGCAAACGAAUCACCAAGCAAUAAAAGAGAUCAACAAGCUUUUUUUCAAUUUCUUAUGGAACGGCAAAAAGGAUAAAAUUAAACGCUCGAUCAUGAUCAAUGACUACCCUGAAGGAGGACUAAAAAUGAUUGAUAUUGCCUCUUUUAACAAAUCUCUCAAGGCUACGUGGAUUAAAAAGUAUCUAGAUUCAGGAAACCGUGGCAAAUGGAAAAACUUCUUUAAUCUGGCGCUGGGAAAAUACGGGGGAAGUCUUUUUUUCGAAUUAGGAAAUCUUAACAGAAAGGAUAUUGAUAAGCUAAAGAUAGAAGACCCUUUUAUCAAAGAAAUUGUAGAAAUUUGGUCUGACACUUUCUUCGAGAGGAAAAUAGUAUCAAAAGAUCAUUUUCUAUCUCUACCUCUGUUACAAAAUUCAUUAAUAAGAAUAAAUAACGCACCAGUUUUCUGCAAUAAUUGGCUUAACAAGGGUAUAACAAAAGUUAAACAUCUAAUGGACGAGAAUUCUCUCAACUUUUUUUCCCUCGACCAUUUUCAGAACAGAUAUAACAUUCGAGUAAAACCAUUAAUGUUUUUCGGGAUCGUCUCAGCCGUGAAAUCUUUACAACGACAAAUCCCGAGAACACAUCAGCAGUAUGAAAGUCCUCUUAACACAUUUCUCAAAGGCCAAAGAUCAUCUAGAAUUGCUUACAAGCAACUAAUAGCAAAUAAAAGUGAAAAACCCACAUCUUGUAUAGACAAAUGGCAUAAAGACAUCCACUCUUCAACCGAUAAAAAUGCUGACUGGAGAAACGUUUUUCAAGCAGCAAACACUUGUACAACGAGCUCAAAACUAAUUGAUUUUAAUUUCAGAUUUUUACACAGACGUUUACCAACUAACAGCUAUCUGCAAAAAAUAGGAGUUAAAGAGGACGGAAAAUGUACUUUUUGCCAUGACGAAAAAGAGGAUUUGGUGCAUCUAUUUUGGAAAUGCCAAAAAACCAAAAAUUUUUGGGAUAAUUUCUCGAUAUGGCUUCAGUCGUGCCAGAUCCUCCAACCAGGCAGUUACUUAGACAUGACUACCGCUUUGGGCCUAACGCCAGACAGCUCUUCCUUUAAGCUCCAUAUAAACUUCUGUUGUCUUAUAGCUAAGAACUUUAUCUGGAUAUGCAGAUCAAAAGAAUGUUUCCCAAUUCACAACAAUUUCUUGUUUUAUCUGAGACAUAUAUACCAAUUAGAAAAUAAGACACCGCGCAAUACAAAAAAAUGGAAACCUUUCUUUUCCUCGCUGGGUCUUGUCUCCUAACUCCAAAAACAUAAAUUAGUGCACCUACUAUGAGUAUUUAUAUUACUUUCACCACAAAGAAAGAAAAAAAAAAUGUAAAAAUUAAUUAUAGAUUAUAUUAAGUACAGUAAUAUAUGGAAUUACCAUUGCUGUAACGUAUUUUAAUAUUUGUAAGUAUAUUGCCAUGUAAGUGUGUAAAUUCGCUAUUUGUUUUUUUUUUUGUUACUUUAUUUGUUACUUUUUUUUAUUAUUAUUACUUUAUUUAUUCUGUGUAAUUUUUAUUUCUUUUCUGUGUGUGUAUUACUUGCAAUAAAAAAAAAAUAAAUUUAAAAAAAAAAAAAAAAAAAAAAAACUAUCUCAGUACCACUAUACUACCACACCGACCCUCCAAAAUUCUGAAAAAUUUAAGUACGUGAACUAGCAAACUGCUACAUCAAUAACAGCUCUUUCCAUAACUUUUAAAGUAAAUUUAACUUGGGCAUCAAUAUCGUUAUUUCUAAAACAAUUCAAACGCACAUUAUUUGCCUUAUUUAACAGUUCAUGAAUGAGGCUGAGUAUCUUAUGAAGAAUUAUGGAGAUCGAGGAGGGUGUUAUCCGUCUAGGCCCUAGGCCGAGGCGAAUAACACCCUCCGAGAUCUCCAUAAUUCUUCAUAUGAUACGAAAGCCGAAUUCAAUAACUGUUUUAUUAUUCAUUCAAAAUAAUUCCUAGUUUAAAAACAUAGCUAAAACAUGCUUACCUCCAUCGAUCCAUCGAUGUUCAGUUCAUCUUCGAUAGUGUAAGUUUAGGGUUGUCCAGCCCCGCAAAUAUUCUCCAAAUAGCAGAUGUCGCCCUUCGAGUUGUCUUAGCUUCUUGCUGUUCUUUCCAUGUUUUUAGCUAUUUUUUCGCCUAGUUCUUACAGUUCUUACUCUUGAAACGAGUGAAAUGUCCGCCAUUUACAAAACAACUCAACCUCUUCCCCAAGUCUUCUCGGUUAACGGUGCCUUAACCUCCGAAAACGCUGCAUUUUUGACGUCAUUUCCUCGUUAAAGUCAAAAUUCUUCCAAAUUUGGUCAUCAGUGACUGGUUAUGGUGAAUUAAACGUGUGCUUUUAGCCAAUCAGAAUCGGGGAAAUAUUUUGAAUGAAUAAUAAUGUAAUUUAACCCAGGAAAUAUAUUUCAUCUACGGUCGCUAAAGGCUUGGUUACUAAUGGUGGCAUCGACCAUUAAAAAUGGCAAGAACCGUUUACGAAAGGGAAAUAGGCGUAGUUGCUUAUAAGAGUCGGUAUUAUUAUAACUAGAUUGUUAUUAUUAUAUUAUUAUCAAUAUUAUUACUGUUAUUAUUAGUAAUACCAUCCCUGUGGAAGUCUGGAAGAAUUCUAUCUUUCUUUUACAUUAGUUGGGGAAUUUUUUAACCUGGCAUUUUGGCUCGUAUGAGUUUUUUUCCCUGCUUCCUCCAUCAUUUGUGAAUUACUUCGAAUCAGUAUAUUAAUUUUUAUGAUUUAGUUUCUUUUACCUUUAGGGAAUUGUAGCGAUUUCACGGGCGCCUACAGGUGUUCUUGUGAGCCUGGCUACGGUGGACAGAAUUGCAAUAUUGACAUAAAUGAAUGCCAAUCAUCCCCUUGCAUGCAUGGUGAGUAGUUCAUUCAAAGAAAGUGUAAAGGAUAAAAAGUUUAAUUUACAAACAUUUUAUACGCACGGUUAGGGUGAUAUUCUUGUUGUCCUUGAAUCUAUCGGAAAUCUAUUCGUAAAUUUUCCUAACUGAUUCUUAAAAUUUUUUCUUAAAAUAAUCGUGAUAAAUUGAAGAAAGCCACAUGUGCUAAAGAGUCAACUGUAAUGUGCAUACCCUUUACAAUAAAAUUUGCCCACAUUUUGUUUCUUAAGACCGUUUAAUGGGAUAGAGAGGAAAUCUUAGCACGUUGGCCGGGGUAAUUGUGAAUUUCACAUAUUAUGUUAUUUUUAGAGGUAGUAAAUAAACGAAAAUUUAAUUCCUGAAACGUCCGCACAUCAUUAUCAACUCUCUACGUGCGACCCACGGCCUCAAAGCAAACAAUUCAGAAUAUGUUGAAAUCUCUCUUUACAACACUGAAGAAAAGUUUGCGCCUACCGUAAUUCGCAUUUGGCUGGUAAUUCGUAUAGUGUGUGUGGUUGUGCUUGGGUCAUAGGUCAUAUUUUUUUGCCCGUUUCCAGCGUAACAUUUUCACUCAUUUACUUCGCAUUGUCAGCGUUCGUGAUUUCAUUUACCCAAAAAUUUUAUUUCGCUAAUUUGAAGAAAAAAGAAAGCUCUUUCAGGCUAAACAAGCCUUGGUGGUGAAAACCCAUGUACCAAUCCGCUUUUUUAGCUCGUGCAAAAGUGCUAAAUUUUGACCGUUGAUUAAGCGAUUUUGAGUCAACAACUUCGAAAAUUUCUUAAAAUAUCUCUUGUUGACCAAAUCGCAAACUAAUCAGUUAAAAUUGUAGAGGAGAGCUUGUAAAACUACGAAGUGUCAUUAUAUUUUAUUAGCCAACUUUAUUUUAAAAUGUACGAGCCACUGAAUAUGACUCUAACUUCGUAUGAUUUUUGCCCAUUUUAGGCCUUGGGAAGAAAAAAAUUUGUAAAGGAAAUAUGACUCAUUCGAUCGUACUUAAACUAAACAUUUUGUUACUAGGGCCCAUAGGGUUUUAUUCUGGCUGAGUUGAGGCCAGCUCAUCUUUUGACUAUUUCCGCGUCUAUUGCUAAUUACGCGGAGCCGCUCUUAAUCAUCUAAAAAUUGCAAAUUUCAAAAAAUGAUGAGUUUUUACCCUGGAUGAUCCCUUAAACAAAUUGUUAAAGUACAAAAAAUUUCAACUCACUGAACGUUGAUUAGAAGGGUUAGAUAAAUAGUCUUGACAUGCUGGGUUAUACUAACUUUUUUUGUACACGCUUCUUGUCGGGUAUAUUUCGAAAGCAUUAUCCAGUGUAAGCAAGAAACUCCGUGGAGCUUCCAACUGAUUGUUUAACACUGUUGGAGUCAGAUCAGAAGAUAAAUUAAGGAAGAAAGAUGAGAAACGAUGCCCUUAUAAGGGAUUCACUAUAAAACGAAAAAGCAUAUUAUUAUUGCAAAGCUCGCGUUUGAUGUUUGUUGUUGAUACAUAUACUUAAUAUACGUACAUGGUAUUAAAAGUUAAAGAAAUAGUGCAUUAUACCUCUAUACGCCUAUAAGUUAUUUUGAAAGCUGAUUGAAUCUGUUAUAUCAUAUCGCAGAUUCAAUACGCUCUUUCUUUCGUCAUAAUGGGUAAUCACAGCAAUUGUCUUCCCUACGGCAUGUUCUUUCCGCGUACAAAUUGGUGAAGCACGAACGAGCCUGAGCAUUAAACUACUAAACGUUAUCUAAACACUGGAGAGUGAACAGACGGUGGUCAUGUUUCUUUUGUUUCAGGACGCUGUAUCGAUGGCAUCAACAACUUCACGUGCAUUUGUAACCCUGGCUAUGUUGGAAGGACCUGCGAUGAUUACGAUGACUGCAGCCCCUUUCCUUGUGUUCAUGGUACUUUCCUACAAAUUUGCAUCAACUUUUUGUUUCUCUAAUUUAUAUUACCUUCAGAAAGUAAGCAGUGGUGUCUGAAACGCUUCCCCACUCCCUGACGGUUUAACCUAGCGAGUGAGUGUGUUAGUACGACUGAGUGACUGAAUGGAUGAGAGAUUGUUUGAUUGGAGGUCAUUGUAUCUGUGACGCUGGCUAUGUUGGAAGUACAUGCGACAUUGAUUACGAUGAUUGCAGUCCUUGUCCUUGUGAUCACGGAAGUGUUGGAUCCAAACCUUCAGAUUAGGGAAGGGGGAGCGGAAGGUCCUCCACUGGAUCCGCCACGGCGCGGUACUCAAUUACAAACUCACAUUAAGUUUUGUUGCACUCAGCAAUGUACGUAUAACCUUCGGAAAGUAUUUAGCAGUGAUUUCUAAGAUUCUUCUUCGCCCCUUCGGUUUUUACCUGGCUAGUAAGCGAGUGACAUGAGUUGCCAUUGUUUUCUUUGUUUUCAGGCCGCUGUAUAGAUAGCGUCAACAACUUUUCUUGCAUCUGUGACGCUGGCUAUGUUGGAAGGACUUGCGAUAUUGACUGCAGCUCUUCCCAUUGUGUUCAUGGUAUUCAGUAACAAACUCACAUUAAUUUUUUGUUACACCCGGACUGAUUUUUUUGUCUUGCUAUGUUUCCACUAACAGUGUUGAUUCCUCAUUCGAUAUAUACCCUUCAUACAAACCACCUUCUUUUGUCUCGCUCCAACGAAAUGCGGGCGCUCUAAUCGUCUAUUUUUUAAUCUUUUUCACGGUAUAUAAAAUGAAUUGGCCAGAAUUUAGGCCUUGUAGCUGGAAAACAUAGCAAUGCACCCAACUCAAUUAAGAUCUUAUCUACAUUUGUAGCCUUCGCAAAAUUAAAGUAAAACAAGUGCAUACAUGUAGGAAAAUCGGGAACAACGUUAAAACACCAGCAACUAUAGUCCUAGAGAUGAUGAAAGCAAGUUGGCCAGUGAACUUCAACCAAGGUUGGCGGCCAACCUUGCUUUAUGGACUAUUUUCAUUAAAGAUCGAAAAAGCGUCACCUGCCAAUUUUCUAAUUAAGUGAGCGAUGGAUAUAAGUGGUAACUGAGUAGUGGCAAAUAAUAGUGAGAGAAAAACGUCAUUUUUUUCACUCUGAUUCCUACUUCUUGUUUCUUAACCGAUUUCUGUUUCAUUUUCUCACAGUGGUACCGGACGUUUCCACAGUGCCUUCGAAACCUACAACUGAACUUGUCCAGGAGGGAAUUGCUACUGGUAACUUCUUCAGACCAUCAAAUACAGCAUUAAAGCAUGUUUUAUAAACAUGGUCGUUUUGUCAAAGAUAAUUAUGUCUUGAGUUUUUAUAUCACGACCUUUCGGACGGCUUGAAAGUACUCGCCGCCACGUCUGCGUUCGCCAAAAGCAACGAACACUAAAUGCCGGAGACAGUUUUCCAAGUCUUUUCAAUUUUUUCCACGCGCAUUUUUUACCUAAUUAUAAGGUAAGGUUAACGAUGUUUCUUGUAUGAAUGGUAUUAACAAUUUAUUUAAUGCAGAUUUUGAAUUGGUGCUUCGGGUAUAUAAAGAAUGGGACGACCGAUUUCGAGUGGAGACCAGUGAUCAAUUUAAGAGCCUUGCUGGAGUUCUGAAAAAUGAGGUAUGUUUUGAGAACUAAUGCAGAAUUUUUUCUCGCUUAAUUAGUUUAACUUGUAUGUUUCUGAGUGAUGCACUGUGUAAAAACUAACGCGGCAGUUUCACUGUGCAUUCAGUUUUUGAAAAUUCAAAGGAAAUGUUCUUCAGGACCGAGUUGUUCAAAGCUGGGUUUAGAUAACCUAGGGUUAGUGCGAGAUUUGAAUUCAGAUUUAAAAGCUUAAAAAGAAUUUCAGGUUUAAUUGUUUUUGUCUACUAGUUGACGAUUGGAAGCUCUAAAAAUAACAGAGAAAAUUAUCUGCGAAAAAGCUUUUGAACACUGGAAAAAGAAACCCGGGUUAAAGUAGAAUAAGUUGUAGUAUUAAGCUAAGUUGAAUGCCUUAUAAUUUUAAGGAACAAUCAAAUUGAUAAGAAGGAGAAGGGAAUACAAGAGAAUAUUCUUAAUGGUGAUGGAAGAAAAAAAAGGAAAGUGAUGGGGGAGGUAAAACAGAGGAAAUGUGGUGGAAUUGGCUGUAGAGGAGAAAGGAGGGAAAACAAAAGAAUGUUGUAUGCAUGGUGGUGGCAGUAGUAAUGGACACUAAAUCCAAUUCAAUAAAUUUUUGGAUGUUGUAAUCAAGAAACGACAAUAGAAAUGUGGUGGUGGUCAUGGUGGAGCUAGGAGGGACGUCAAUAGAACCGUGAUGGUUUUUAGGUUAAGGGUGACAGUAGAAACCGUACGGCUGUGAUCGUACGGGAAAAAAUAGAAAGAUCUUUAUUCCUUGCCAUAAGAUGUAUAUUAUAAUUAAAUGAAAUGCUAAUGCUAAAUUACGAUUACAGAAAUUCGCCGACAACCAAAUUCUGUGCUGACUUAUUCCCUACUCACAGAUGUCCUUCCGCUAUAAAGUUUAAAAUAAGACUCGAAUGCGCGAGCGUGAAUUGAUCAAACGUCCUUUUAAUUUCUAAGGCUUAAUUUCCGGUAAAUAAAAAAAGUGAAACAGAAAUUGCCAAAAAUUAAACUUCUAAUUAAAUCUUUUGUCAUGGUUUAGAAUAAACUAUUCUCGAAACUGAGAAUGUUUUGAUCAAAGCUGUGUACUGAUCGAACUGAAAAUGAGCAAGGAACCUUGCGUUUCCUGUAUUUAUCUCACCUAUUGUAUAGACUAUGUGCGAAAAUCUUCAUUAUGAAUCGGAAUAUUAAUUUUCAAAGAGCUACACAAUGAGCAAGAAUACUAUUGACCGACAAUAUACAGAGCUGGCGCAGCUGUAGUGUCAACUAUUACUAGAAGGAUGAUGUAUAAAUGUUAGGAUGGAGGCGUAAUGCUUAGGUUUUUACAAGAAAAAAUUUUUUUUGAAAGCGAAGUAGCGGGGGGGGAACGCGACCUAUACUAGCCAUGCUUCGUGCGGGGGCUGCAUUUGUUUACAACACAAAUAUUCCAUAUAUACAGGUAACAUUUCCAGUCUCUUAAUGUACUCACAAAAGCGCCUUAUUUCCUCAAGUGAGUCGGGAAAGCGUUAUCAUGAAAUAGAAAAAAAUGAAAACAGAUAGUUUUUAGUUUUUGAAAUUUUGUUUCUUCGAUUGCAGAUGUUGAAAAUCUAUUCAAGAGUUCCUAAGUUCAAGAACGUCACAAUAAUUUCAAUGAGGUAACGGACUGAUCUUUUGCUGCUUUAGUAUAUAGAUUUGGACUGUCUUUUUAUGAAUCAGUAUUGUUAACCAUUUGUAAAAUAUUUCAUAUGAAUCAGUAGAUAAGGAUGAGAUUAAUUAAAGUACCUGGAACCCUCGAAAGAAGUUUCUUUUCAUUUUCAUGUAUUUUUCAGACCAGACGAGCUCCUUGUGGUAGAAUUCAAAUUGACAUUUAAAACCAAAGUGACCGUUAAGGAUGCUCUGGCUCCUUUGAAAAAGAAAGUGUCCAGUGGGCAGCUGGGGAGCUUGAAAGUGGACCCUAACUCCCUAAAGCUUAAGAUCAAUAGUCAAGGUACGUAAAAGUGCUUUUACAUGUAGACCAUUCCAUGACUCUUUUAAACUUUUGACAUGGACAAGUUAUGGCUAAACUUCAUCGACAACGCUAGAAAGAACGACUUGAAAUCAACGACGAUGUCGAGUUUGAUAGUGAAUUGUUGAAAACUAAUUACAAAAAAAGGUAGCUCCGCAAAGCCGCUUUACAGACAUUACCUUGCCCCCACUAUACAAACGUCUGUAAAAUUUUGUAAAUUUGCUAUAUCUUCUGUCGCUUUUUCUGCUUUUUCUGCUGCUUUUUCAAACUUGGCAAGUUACUGAUUUUUAGCGGAGCACCAUGGGUAAUAAAAUUUGGUAAACUAUAGCCUGAUUUUCAUCCGACUACUUCGAGUCGUUAUUACUCCCUCAGUAACGACGUUGUUGAGAAGAGAAAACGACUCGAAGCAAUCGGAUGAAUUUCAGGCUAGGUAAACUAUCCAUCCGAGAAAAUUUGGUUAUGGCGUCAACGUACGUCUGUACGUCCGUACGGACUUUCCGGACUGAUUUCGACAGGAAAAAAAGCAUGCAAAUAAAUCUGGAAGAAAAACCAUUUGACUUUUGGUCAUGUCAACCAUUUAGCGAGUGAGGAAAGAAACGGAUUUGACACCUUUGUAAAUGUCAUCUAUCAACAAAAUGGCUGGCGCGCGAUCAUGAUGUGGUGGUUUCCAAGACAAAAGUUUUGCAUUUCAAGAUUGAAAAUACGCCGAUAAAAGACACAAAUGGAAAGAGAAAGUUCAAAAGAAUGCUCACUUUCCUUUUUGUGGACAAACGAAAGCUUUUCGCUUUGAAAUUGUCUUUCGAGGAAUUCAACCUUGUUUUCUAACCGGCGGAUCGGAGCGCUUGGCUUGUUUUUUACCAACCAAGGCAGCGAGGUUUCUGAAGACACUUGAGGUACAUUCCGUACUCUAUGAUCAAAGAAGAGUGUUCGUUUUCAAAAAGAAUUUUUGAAUUUAUAAAGGUUUCAUGGACGUUUUCUACAUUUUGACAUCGGCAUGAAAGAAAAACCACAAAAUGUGCAUUUGAAAUUUUUUUUUUUGCCAUGUGCUCGACCGAUUUAACUUGCGUGAACGCAACGAUUUAACUUGUCUUACGCGAAUUGCUUUUUAUGAUUAACGUAUGGGUUUUUUAAUAAAAAUUUUCAAGAAAUUAAGUUAUUUAUCUGUCAUUGUUCAUUCAUAAAAUAAGCUCAAAAAACGACCAUGAGACUACAGAUCGUCAGAUUUUUAGAAACAUUCAGACGGGCCCUUUCUUGAAUUAAAAAUGAAGUGUUGUUUUUGUACACGUUCCGCAUUGAAUUGCUAUUCGUUUUCUCAUUCAUCACUUGUCAUUCAAGAAUUUUGCAGUGUGUAGAAUUCAAGGGUUUCUGCAGUUUUGCAGCAUGCAGUGUGCUUCUCUUUUUCCAUAACUUGUGCCUUGAAUACAGCUGAAUACCGCCACAAUUUUGCGUUUGCGUUUGUUUUCAGUUGUUUGUUUACGGCUUCAUAUUCUCAAUGAAAAAGUGAGCGUAUCUAAAAAAUGAAAGAGUUCUCCCCUAUUCUAAAACGGACAGACUUGACGGCUUCUCGAGCCCGAGUUUGUCUUUUUUUUAAUUGUAAGUAAGUUGCUGUAUUAACGUUUAUAUUUGUAGUGAAAGACUGGAUUAUUGUUAUUAGUGGCGAAAAAGGUUAUCGUUUGCCUUCCUAUGGCUGUCCUCUAAGAAAAUAUUAUACACCUUUCGCUAAAAUUUUCUUUUAGAUAUUGUGCGAUAUAAAUGUAAAGGCUACACGAAACUGUUCGUCCGGGCCCGUUUAAAAAAAAAAAGAAGAGAAAAGAAAAUUUAAUGGGCUUACUGGAACACAAAAGUCCUUAAGUCGGCCUGAUUUUUCUUUUAGGUCUUCCCUUAAACACAGAAACGCCGACCUAGAAAUCGUAACCUGUAAAUUGCUGCUACUUAAGAGACCUACAAUUUAACAUUUUUUUCAAUUUAGGUUUGUUGAUGGGAUAUUUUUUCUUAAUCAUUUAGCUCCUCCCUCUAAAGGUGUCUGAUGCCGAAGGCUCUUAGGGAUGUGAACAUUUCUUUGUUUUGGCUUAGAGUUCAUGUUAUUACUUUAAUUUGAUUGUUUUACCAUAAGUGUAGAAACGGAGGCUUCGCUUUUAGCCCUGGCUAAAUCUAUAUAUUAAGAUGUACUUACCAGCAAUGAAUAUUUGAUAACUGGUCGCAUAUCAAAACUUUAAAAAUUGUAGAAUUCCAUUUAGGGUCUAUUAAGAACUAUUAGGUUAUAAUUUUUUUAGCUUUAUGUCAAGUAGAAAAUAUUUCAUGAGAUUUGUCUCGGAAUAUUGCAAUAAUGUCUUUAAGUUCAUCAUUAGUUACAUGAUGUUCAUUAUCCACUACACGUAAUGGGUAAAAGCUGUCCUUGAUAGACGAUGGCAAAAUCAACUUGUCCUCCACGACUGUUUCUGCCGUUGCCACAUUUUCUUGGAAAAUAUUAUUUUUUCCUUUCCGCUCUGCUCAUUUCAGGCCUUCAUUUUGUUUUUGUUUCUUAAUCUAUGCAAGGCUCUCCUACUUUAGCUUACAUGACGAUGUAUCUUCUUUCUAUGUGUUCCCUUGAUGUUAUUUUAGUAAUACUGAUAUCCUUUUCACUUCGUUACCAAUUUUUUUGUAGUGGGCAUUGGGCAGUGAUUGUGGAACAGUCUUGAUUAAAAGCCAUAAACGUUGCCUUCUUUGCAUUAAGCUGCAGUCACAUCUCCCCUUGAGAUGAAUUUUCUAGGUUGUUGUGCUUAUUACUUGAGCAACAGAAGCCAAAAAAUAUAAAAGAGGAGAAACACGGAACCAAUAACACAUGUCACUCUUGAAAGAGGGCUUUGCAGAUCUCUUUGGAAACAAAACAAACGUUCAUCUAAAAUAUUUCUAUUUUUUAGUACGUAAUAUUUACGAGCAUGUAUAAUAAUAGCUUAGUCUUGGAAUCCCCUAUAGCUAAUUUUCCGUUGGUGUAAUGAAAUCUGACAUGAAAUUUGAAUCUCAUUUCAAAGUUAUUUCAAGUUCGAAUAAAUAGAGAAACAAUGACAAUAUCGCCAAGAAAGACCGACUUUUGACAAUGGAUGGUACAGUCUCGACUCAGAGACAUUCUCUGUUUAUGUUGUCCAUUGUAUUUCAACAGAAAAAGAAUCAAGCGAGCCGCAACACGCCACCAAACUCCCAAUCGUCAUUGGAGUUUCAUGUGCUGCCUUUGUAUUGAUCGCUAUCCCCACCUUGUGCGCUGUUUUCAAAUGGAAUCGUUCUGUCAAGAAUGCUUUGCUACCUCGUAGCAACAGUCGCGUUGGAAGUGGAAGUGCAAUGCCUCAGGAAAUGGUUUUUCGAAAGGUCGAUUAUAAAUCGCAGCAGACCAGAGUAAAGAAGCAGAAAUUUUCCUUGCACGAGAAGAUACAAUUGAGUGAAGUGAAUAAUGGAAUAGAUUUUUAGAUAAUUUACCACACCCGCUUGGAAUGUUCAUAACAUUUUGGCUGCAGUAAAUGCAUUUUAACGUCGUUAAGACAGAGAAAAAAAAGAUUAACAUCGUAAUUAAUGUAUGGUAUAGCUACCUAGAUAUCGAUUAAUAGAACAUACGGUUCGCAUCUGUCAGUGCCUUACUUUUCUAUCUGCCCUCUGAGUGGUAAAUAGAUUUUCGAGGAAACGACUUGAGAAAAUACUUUUUCUUAGCUAUGAGAUAUCAGCUAAUGACUGAAUUCUGGAGGUUCAGUUAAUUUGUUUUCCUCGAAACGGCUGUAUUCGCUGGCGGCAAAUCCAACAUGGCGUCCUCAGUAACCGGCUGAAAUUGCCGUCUCGCAGGAAUGUUUUUGAAAGUUCAGGUGUGGCUUUACUUCAGACGUGAACUGUAUCAUAUAAAGUAAGUAGUGUUCCUAAGCAAUUUUUAGCUUACUGUUUUAAACAAGACAUACGAUUUUGAACUAGAUCAGAUCAUGUGAAUCAAAUCAAUGCUGAAGAUGUAAUAUGUUAUUAUUAGACCUCACCCCUUGUGGGGUACUCCCAUAUAUGGGCUAUUAUGCCUUGUGUAUGCUGCGCAACAGGUAAGCGUUUUGACUCUCUGUCUCUGGGACAGGA